Molecule: messenger RNA, 51217 nt
Organism: Xyrichtys novacula (pearly razorfish)
Lineage: Eukaryota; Metazoa; Chordata; Actinopteri; Labriformes; Labridae
Source: the annotation of a GenBank genome assembly
AUUCGUGGUUCUCUUGCUGUUAGCUUGACGCCUUUACACCAACUCCGGAGACGGCGUCAGUGACAGUUGGUCGGUUCGUUACUCAGGUGAGUGGUCUUCAGCUUGUCCACGGUUCCGGUACGUUUUAUCAGGUAUCCCUACAUCUGAAUUUUUAUUCAUGUCGAUUUGUAAGCCGGUUAGACUCGCGAGGACGAGACGUUUCUGUCACAUGAGAAGGAGGAGGAGGAGAGAGGAGGGCUAGAAAAACACAGAAAUAGGCUUUUUAAACAGAUAGCUUUGAGCUAGCCUGGUCAGGUAAGGUCGACUGUUAGUGUAAUGUUUGCCGAGGAGAACCGCAGGCGUCGUAUUGCUGUCGUGUGACGAACGAGUCUAUCCCCGGCUUAUUUUUAGAGCACACAACCGAAGCAGACAUUAUUAAUGGUGUGUGUUUUGCCGUGUAGUUAACCCACCAUUGCCUCAGUCUGUCUAAGCUUGGAGCCAGCAGAGCUGCACAAAGUGCACAGGGAGGGCUGGUGAGGGUUAUUAUGUCGCUGCGAGAACAGAAUAGUUUUACCGUGACAACAAACAUCCGCCCCCCUGACAUGUAAUUGUGUUGUGUUAUCACUGGCAGAACUGGGAAUACCCUCCGGUCCUCCGAGAAGAGGCAGACGAGGUGGAGGUGGAGGCUCGGGCCCAGCUGCACUGAGCCCUCUCCGGGACUGCACAUCUCUCCCCCUUAUAAUGGAAUAAUUUUUCCUCCAUAUCACGUCUGUUUUUUGCAUCUCUAAAAGGAGCGUAACACCUUUCCAGAGUUGGACAGUCAUGCUGUUUAGCAUUAAACUCCAGCAGCAGAGGUUCAGCCCAUGACCUGUAACCAUGAAGCAGCUAGGGAAGUGACCUAGGUGGACACUACAGCCUGAGGGUGCCUCUCACAGGCACCAUGGCAUCCAAGGAGAGACUGUAUGAAGUCUGGAUGCUCUACUGCACUAAGGUAAGGCAUAACUCUUUUCACACACUCUCUCUCUCUUUCUCUCUAACUGGAUGCUUUGUGUGGGAAAUGUCAUCAGGUGAAGUAUUGGGCAGUGAGAUGGCAUUUCCUCCAUUGCAAAAAGGCUUAUUCACUCUUGGCAUUUAAAUGUAGGAAGUCUAGUGUAAGUGGUCGUUUUUGAUAACAAACUGAGCAUAUCUACACACCCAGGAAGCUGGUUCAAAGUAAGUCCGGUGUGACAUUUGGAAUCGAAUGCCAGUGGCUACUUAUUGCUGCAAUGAAAACAUCUUUUUAUACCACACUGUGCACUUUCAAGGCCGCCAAAGCAUUUAAAGUAGGGAUGCACCGAUUGGAUAUCGGCUCCGAUAUUGACAAAUUAACUGGAUCGGUUAUCGGAUGAAUGACGCUGAUCCAGCGUUCCGAUCCAGUCACUAACUUUUGUAGAUGUAGUCAUCUUGUUUUCGCAUCCAAUUUUGCUUUUUUCCGACUUGGUAACCGAAAUGCUGGGAACUCGGUUGUUACGUCAUUUUCAGCUCAGACUUCUGACUUCAGAGGUAACUCGAACGCACCAUAAUAUCAUACACAGCAACACAGCAAUUCUGUUCACUCUAUAUUCUAUGUUUGCCUAACCUUUUGCACUAAGUGUUGACAUGGAACUCUUACUUCUUUUUGCUGUGUGAUAAUGUGCAAUUUGUUAUUUGUUAAUAAAUAAUAUUAGGUACAUUUAUAUCUGUGUUAAUUUGUUACCUUUUUUAACAAGGCUAAUAUCGCGCCUGAUGCCUUCACUCACAGGGCAAGGUAUACAGUUCAUUCACUCAACAGUAGUACUGGAUCCGUAUUGGAUAUCGGCCGGUAUUGUGCAUCUUUAAUUUAAAGUAACAUACAAAACAUUUAUUCGGCAACAUCUGCAUCAAGUAAACAUUCUCAAAAGACUUGUCUUAUCGCAUAUUUUACAAACAUCAGUGUUGCCGACUGUCUUGACCAAUUAUUGUCGAGCCUCUCUCCUCAUGCUCACUCCAUCCCUCUGCUUCACUAACACACACCUGCCUCAUCCUCCCCUGCCAGUACUACUCAGCUCUCUUGGUUUGUGUGACUUUAGCACAUUUUACAAACGUCAGUGUUGCCGAUUGUCCUGACAAAUUAUUUUCAAUCCUUUCUCCUCAUGCUCACUCCAUCCCUCUGCUUCACUAACACACAGCUGCUUCAUCUUCCCCUGGCAGUGCUACUUGGCUCUCUUGGUUUGUGCGACUGUAGCAGAGCAUAUUUUAUAAACAUCAGUGUUGCCGACUGUUCGGACCAAUUAUUAUCAAGCCUCUCUCCUCAUGCUCACUCUAUCCCUCUGCUUCACUAACACACACCUACCUCAUCUCCCCCUGGCAGUGCUACUCGGCUCUCUUGGUUUGUGCUACUGUAGCAGAGCAUGUUUAAGACGAAGCGGCCCCCUCUUAACAGAUUUCCCAGCAUUUCUUCAGACUCCCGAAACCUUGCAACGCUCUGAUUUGUUGCCAGAAACUAUUAAGCUGUAAGAGGAGAGUAGAACUGAGGGGGUGGGCUGGAGCUGGCUCUUUCAGAGACAUCAAAUAAUGGUGACUUUGAUUUUUGCCAUAAUAAAGCAGUCUUAUCACAUUUUCAGGGCACUAAAACAUCUAAAACAACACACAAAACAUUAUUGGCUCUUGAAACACCCCUGUUAAAGCCUGAAUAAUGAAAUUGCCUGAAGAAUUUAUUGGCAGCGGAUGCUGAAAGGCAUAAAUAAAUGAUAAAGUCACAGAGAACUAAUGUUACAUAAGGCAAGGUAUUGCAGAUGGUGUCUCUGUAGCUGUGGGCAAGGAAACUAAAUUAAUGAUAAAAUAUAUGAUAUUUAUCAAAAAGAAAACAUGUUCAAAAGGAACUUUUAAUACACAUUAAACAGUAACUGAUUAUAAAACUGUUCUUGUUGACCACUUCAGGUUCGAACUUGAUGGGAAAAGCUGCAGUGCAUACAGGGAACUGCUUUGUUUUUACAGUGGAGAUGAAUGGAUGUCGAGGCGUAGAGACAGCACCCUUGAGUCAGCUGUUGGCUACAUUUAAUUCACUUGGCAGUAAAGCAUGCGCAGGUCCCGGUGUCCAAUCAAAACGGCCCGCCUGAGCCGCUCCUCACGUGAGCCUGGCUGCAGUCACACACUUAAAUAAUCCCUGGCAGCAACACGCGCGUUACACAUCCCUCCCUGGAGUAUUUACUCCAUGAAAGCAGAUCUGUUUUCUGCAAGUUUGGGGACACGACAUCGAACAAUCGCCAACCUGAGACGCUAAGCAUGAAAGCUGGGACAUUGUCACAAGCAGAGCGCAUGUGGAGUGGGCGUUGAAAAACAGAAGUCAGACACACUCCUUCCCACACACACUUGUCACAAUGACCUGUGAAAAUGCCAGCAAUUGCUACAAGCGUACACAUUGCAUUUGCUCAAGAUGGAGUGUGUGUUUGCAUUGACUAAGCAUCACACUGCAAGGAAGGAUCAUUUCAUCUCAUGCUGGCUACAAGCCAGGGUCCACCGAGCCAAUAUUUCUCUUUGCAUGAGGCAGAGGAGACGCUGAGAGGGAGGCAUUUAAAUAUAUAUGUGCAGCGUCCGGCCUCUUUCCAAGCAGAUGAAAUGAGAGGCACGGCGGGUUGUCCCUGUGAUAUAUAUGCGUGCGUGCAUGUGAGGGAUGCCAGGAUAUGUUGUCUGUAAGGAGAACCUGCAGUCACGUGGAUGUAAUCAGAUGAGGAAUGCUGGUCGGGACCCCCCUGUGACUCAUGAAGGGUUAAUUUUUUCACAAGCAGCCUCAGUCCUUAGCUCCCCUUUCUAGCCUCUUAUUGUCUCAACCCAGCACAACGAUUUUCUAGGGGCCUAGUUAAGUGUAGUUUCACCUGAAAAACCUCACCCUGAGGUUACAUUGUCAUUUUUAUCUGGUUUGUUUUGGUUCCCCGUUUCACUCCUAUAACAGCGCCUUAAACAAGAGGCCUUCACAGAAAUUUUACGCACCACUCAGGAAGGAAUCCCACAUGAUACCGUGUCUUUAUCCGUGUGGGAUUAACAGGACCUGGCAUGGAGGCCCAAUUGUCUCUGUAAAGCAGAGUUAAAUGGAACUCUAAGAUCGGUAAUGACAGUUAAUCCCUGUCAAACUCCACAAAAACCCAGAGCAAGCAGCGGCGGUUGAACCCUCUCCUUCUCUUACACCCAUAUUAGUCAAAAUAAAAGUCCAUGUGAGUAGUAACGACAAUCUUUUGGUUUCAUUUUAGUAUCAUUCUAACCAAAACAGCAGGAACUAGCUGUUGCUGUCUCUAUCUGAGGCAGUAGCAGCACUUUCACUCUGUUAUAUCAUCGUUAUUGAUCGGCACCAAUAAUAAUAUAACACAUAUAACACCUAUUGGAUAAUACUGAACAGGCGAAGGCCAUUAAACUUGACAAUACUGCUCAGUCAGAGGACUUGAAAGCUGUUUGUGUCAUUCUUCUGCUCAUCACAGUUCCCUCAUGCCAUCUGUCUGUUUAAUGAUUGAUUAAACAUCACUGCCUCUAGAGCCAGAGGUUAACACUCACACCCGAUCAGAUGGGUGUUGUUGACAGUGGAAGCUCGUACAGUGCAGGAAGCCGCUGCUUGCAUUCAGAGGACCAGCUCGCCCUGCUCUGUCAGACAUCAGAUGUCUCGUCUUAUCUCUUGACGUUAUUAUUAUCAUCCACCUGACUGUCAGCGGGUUCCUGGUGCUGAAAAGGAAAUGGGUUGAUAAUUAAACAGAUGUGUGAAGCUUUAAUUAAUGUGACACAGAAAUGAUAAUUGGAGUCUUGGUUUCAGAUCCAGCAGUGACAGAUGUAGACUUAUUGGAGGUGAGGUCACAGAUUGUUUGGUCAGCAGCUGUGGCUUCAAAGUAAGUGUUGAGAAGAGUGGAGGAGUUUGGCUGCUGAUGUGGACUUGUGCUGAGCGGAGACUGUACGGACGGAGUAACUGCAAUUUUAAAAGAAUUGAUCAUGGAGCUGGAUCUGUCUCUUUUUGAGAGACUUCUACGGAGUAUUUAACUCCUGCUCAAAACAGGCUGAGCGCUCAAAACAAGGUGUGCUGAUGUUAGUUGCAGCUCAGCUCACAGCCCCCUCAGAUGUGAAACAACAGAGACACUCAAAAUUAUUUGAUCGUGGAGCUGGAUCUGUUUCUUUUUGGUAGACCUCUGCGGAUUAUUCAACUCCUGCUCAAAACAGGCUGAGCGCCUCAAAACAAGGUGUGCUAACAUUAGCUGCAGCUCAGCUCGCAGCCCCCUCAGAUGUGAAAUAACAGAGACACUCAAAAUUAAAUAUUUGAUCGUGGAGCUGGAUCUGUUUCUUUUUGGGAGACCUCUGCAGAUUAUUCAACUCCUGCUCAAAACAGGCUGAGCGCUUAAAACAAGGUGUGCUAACAUUAGCUGCAGCUCAGCUCGCAGCCCCCUCAGAUGUGAAAUAACAGAGACACUCAAAAUUAAAUAUUUGAUCGUGGAGCUGGAUCUGUUUCUUUUUGAGAGACUUCUACGGAGUAUUUAACUCCUGCUCAAAACAGGCUGAGCGCUCAAAACAAGGUGUGCUGAUGUUAGUUGCAGCUCAGCUCACAGCCCCCUCAGAUGUGAAACAACAGAGACACUCAAAAUUAUUUGAUCGUGGAGCUGGAUCUGUUUCUUUUUGGUAGACCUCUGCGGAUUAUUCAACUCCUGCUCAAAACAGGCUGAGCGCCUCAAAACAAGGUGUGCUAACAUUAGCUGCAGCUCAGCUCGCAGCCCCCUCAGAUGUGAAAUAACAGAGACACUCAAAAAUAUUUGAUCGUGGAGCUGGAUCUGUUUCUUUUUGGGAGACCUCUGCAGAUUAUUCAACUCCUGCUCAAAACAGGCUGAGCGCUUAAAACAAGGUGUGCUGAUGUUAGCUGCAGCUCAGCUCGCAGCCCCCUCAGAUGUGAAACAACAGAGACACUCAAAAAUAUUUGAUCGUGGAGCUGGAUCUGUUUCUUUUUGGGAGACCUCUGCAGAUUAUUCAACUCCUGCUCAAAACAGGCUGAGCGCUUAAAACAAGGUGUGCUGAUGUUAGCUGCAGCUCAGCUCGCAGCCCCCUCAGAUGUGAAACAACAGAGACACUCAAAAAUAUUUGAUCGUGGAGCUGGAUCUGUUUCUUUUUGGGAGACCUCUGCAGAUUAUUCAACUCCUGCUCAAAACAGGCUGAGCGCUUCAAAACAAGGUGUGCUGAUGUUAGUUGCAGCUCAGCUCACAGCCCCCUCAGAUGUGAAACAACAGAGACACUCAAUUUUAAAAGAAUUGAUCAUGGAGCUGGAUCUGUCUCUUUUUGAGAGACUUCUACGGAUUAUUUAACUCCUGCUCAAAACAGGCUGAGCGCUUCAAAACAAGGUGUGCUGAUGUUAGUUGCAGCUCAGCUCGCAGCCUCCUUAGGGAGGAAAACAGACACACUCAAAGGGCCACUGUCAUUAUCGAGGCGCUCUUUUGACUAGUGGAGUAUCGUGUGAUGAAUAGAUUGUGAUCAUGUUUUAUUUAAAUACAUCUUUGUCUUCAUCAUGAGACUCCACGUUGGCCACAAAGGCUUAGUCCUGCUCGGUCCUCAGAGCUACAGAGGGCUGAGAGGUCACAGACGGCGCUAAGACUGUUAUGUAACCAGCAAUCCUUUUAGCUGCCUACCAUUGGUCCGUGCCAAAGUGUUUUCCCUGAGCAACAAGGAGCUGCUGGUUGCCCGCCGGUGUAAGGCGGCAGCAACAGCGCUGCAGCUCUUCUUUCACUUGUUAAUCACCAAGACAGACUUGAGAGGGAAAGUGGAGGGUUUAGCAGACUUUUGUUGACUUUCAGACAGAGACGUUUGUUUACUGUAGAAAAGCUCUUUUAAUUCACUAUCAUGGGGAACAUGUAUCUCUACAGAGCCCCCAGAUCAUUGUCUCCAUAUGAUCCAUUUAUCAUGCAGGUAGUAGCUCAUAUCUUGUACCAAAUUCAUAUUGUAUUUUGUGUCCAAAAUCAAGUUAUUCGGUGAAGACAGGAUGUUACUUUUUGCACAAAACAUGGAUAUCUGCUUAUGCUAGCAACGUAUUUAUCUUGUACAGAGCUGGCUCAAGGCAUAAGCGAACUUAUGGGGUCCCCAAGAGAAAUAAGAAAAAAAUAAUUUAAAAAAUUGAAAUAUUUUUUUAUUUUUUGCAUUUAUGAGUGAUGCUUUCUGUAUGAUCAAAUAUAUAUUAUUGUUAAAAUAAAAUAAAAUAAAAUAAAGACAUUUUAGUGCUGCUGCUGAUGUAGGCCUAUGAUUCUUACUACCCAUAUGUCAAAGCCCCGCUACUGUUAGGUGCCUUCUGCUGUGCAAUGUGCACUGAGCAUCCAAAACGCAGGUAGUUGUGGGGCAAAAUAAUGUCACAAAAAAGGACAUAGAGGAGGAAAAAGAGGAAGAAAGAGGAAGAAGAGAAAAAACGCCAAGAUAAAGGUAUGUUUGCGUGUCAUGGGAUGUUAAUCAAAGAGAUUUGUGAAGGUGUGUGAAUGAUCAACAAUCAAUAUUAUUGGCAGAAGUAGAGGGCCCCAUUGAGGCUUGGGCCGGCUCUUGAUACCAUUCGAUAAUGCAUGUGUAUGCAUGAGCUAAAUCAGAGUAAAUAAGUAUCUUGAAAGAACACGUUUUUUCUUGUGCAGAGGAUCAGAUACCCUGUAUGCAUAAGACAUUAUCUCAACUCAAAAUGUGUUAAUUUUGCCCAAACAAGAUAACAAGUUUGUUCACGGUUAAGUGUGCACAAGAUAAUAAUCUGUUCCCUCAAGAUAAAUUGCAUUUGUACACCAAAGAUCGUAGCACAAUAUCACACGGUUUUACAGCUGGGUCUGUUUCUCUGUUUCUCCAGUCAGUGGCUCUAAAGCGCAGGCCUGUUUUCAUAUUGAGUACACUAAGCAGUGUUGAGAUAUACAGAACUGUCAUCCUGCCUAAUGUCCCCUCUCCCAACCCUGCACGGUGAGCAAUUUCUAACUAGAUGCUGCAAACGACAGUAAUUUGCAUAAACCCCUUACACACUUACAGGAGUCAGGCUCCAGUGAAAGGAUUGGAGAGAAAGAGCGGAGGGAGAGAGUGAAUAAAACGGAAGAGUGGAGCCCGGAGGAGGAGGAGGAGAAAGUGCCGUGGUUUCACAUAUUUGCUGGAGUAGAUUACUCAGGUCUUUUUCAUGGCUGUGCUGCUUGUUUGCUUGUUGCAGUCUAAUCUCAGUUGUCACAGACACACCAUGCCACACACAGUUACACAAACUCCCACACCCAAGCUUUAGUUAAGUAUGCAAAGUUUGUCCCCUCGGGCUGGUUUUCUAUCUCAGCUCUGCUUAUUUUAUUCCGCGUCCUCGUCUUGCUUCUCAUUUUUCCUCUGAGCUAUGAAUAUCUCCAGAAUAACACUGAUGUCACUGACAUUGUGUAGCAGACGUGCCUCAUGCGGUUUUAACCCCUCCCACCUCCUCUCUCAGAAUACACCAGCUGCUGUGACAUCACGGCCAGAGGAGGUGUCACGGGCUGAUGGGGAGUGAUGAUGUCGGGUUGUGAUGAUGGUGCAGGGAACAGAAAGACCACAGCCGUCUUUUAAAAACCUACAGGGAGGGGGCCUUUAAACAUUGUGGUUUCAGUGACUCCAUGCCACUUCCACCAAAACCAGGUCAUCCACCCAAUCUAAGCAAGUAGCCACCCUUAGGCGACGGCUGCAGCUGGCAGACCGCGCCUGUCUGGAGGGGCGGGGACUUGCUGAGCUGCACAUUGUGUGGCUGCAUGGCAUAGCGAAACAGAACAGCUGAUAAUAGAUCAAUCAGGUUCAGAGUUGGUUAAAAGAUUCAUUCGUCUGAAUCGGCUUGAAAGCUUCAGUCGCCACAGAUAUGAUUGCAUCAUUAGCUUUAGGUUUUUUUAUGUGGGUCAUAACUUUUUAUUAGAGCAGUAACUCUUUAAUUUGUGUUUAAACUGACUCGACUCGAGCAUGACGAGAUCUUCCCUUGACUUCUGUUUCUUUUCUGUGACUUUAUUUUGGAGCACUUUUGGACUUUCUUUAUCAGAUUGUUGACGCGGUAUUUAUCUUGUUGUAUCAUUUCUUCUUUUAAUAAUUCUCUGUAAAUGCCAGUGAGACCUGUAACAUGCUGCAAAUCCAGUUUUAGUUCUUGUCUGAUCAAGAUUUCAGAUACUCAACAGUUCAGUACAGGUCACCUUGUCGUGGUUUCUGAUUGGAAAUGAUUUAAAUGAGUGUCAAGUCAAAUUUAGCACCUGGAUACUUCUACUCCUGAGCCAUGCUAGUUUUGUUUGGAGAUGCACCAAUCCUUUUUUUUCCCGAUCCAAUCCGAUACCAUUACUUGGGCUGAACGCAUCGGCCAAUAUCCAAUACCGAUCCAAUACUACUGUUGAUUGAAUGAACUGUAUACCUUGCCCUAUGAGUGAAGGGAUCAGGCUUGACAUUAGCCUUGCUUGACAUUAGUGGCGUCAUUCAUCAGCUAUCCAAUCCAGUUAAAGGGAUAUUCCGGCGUAAAAUUAAGUUAGGGUCAAACACACCAUAGUUAGACACUCCAUUGAGAGAUGAAUGUUGCCAACUGUUUGCUUCUCUAGUUAUACCAACCUAAGUUACCACAACAGCGAUACAGAGAUUCACACGCUCAACCAAAACGCCACUCUAUAGCCACAAAUAAUGCUCAGAACAGCACCUAACUUCAUCAACAGUACAUGUAGGUUCCCAGCCAUAGUGCUAGCCACAAAACAUCUUUUUAACUUUGACUAAUUUCUUUAGCAAAGAGACUAGACACAACUCACUUACUCUCUUCCAGCAGCCGCUUGUUUGUAGCGAGACGUUGGGCAAGUCCAUCGACUGCAGCGGGGUACGCAGCUCAAGGAAGAACAUUUCUGCUGUGUAUUGCUAUCGUGCGGUCGUUACUAAAGUUGGUAAAACUAGAGAAGCAAGCAGUCAGCAACAUUCAUCUCUCGAUGGGGGUGUCUAACUCAGUGUUACAGUGUGUUUGACCCUAACUUAAUUUUACGCCUGAAUAUCCCUUUAAUUUGUCACUAUCAGAGCCGAUAUCCGAUCCAAAUAUCGGAUCAUGCAUCCUUAGUUUUGAUCCAAGCAGUUUGUUAUUAGAUGGAGUGUUGUUCCUGUCAACACACGGCUUUUGCUCUUCUCAGCGUUUUCCACCUCUUACAUGUAAGUGAAUGAGAGCUGUCAGUGGACCCAGACAUCGAUCCCCUUAUCAGCACUCCCUCUGUUGUAGUCCCCUCUGCAGGUCAGCAGAGGAUCUCAAUUUCAAGAAUUAAGUGCAUUGAUCUGUGUUGCUGGCGGUGACCUUGUUAGCUUAACAGAGGUUAGCUUCAAUACGCCAUUAGAGAUGCCAUGUCAGAGCAUGGCAGAGGACAUAAUAUGAUAAUGGAUGCAUGGGAGAGACAUGUGAGCCUCUUGUGGGAACCGUUUGAUAGACUCUGACACACAAGGUGGUUGUUAAAGAGCUUGGACAAGGUGACCGUUGUCGAGUCGGGAUUCCUACAUGUGCAUUCAGAUCAUUUUGUGUGCUUGUGCGUGCGUGUCAGGCCGGCCGGCGAUGAGGGCCGAGGAUAAACAGAACCACGGAGAGCAGCAGGGUGUGUCCCCGCCUGCCUCAGUCCAAAACCCUCAAUGGGCAUCUGUGCUCCCAAGCUGCUGCCUAAAAGAGGGCAUUCUUUCACACAAAUACACACACACUACAACUACGACACAGCCAUUCAGUCACUCAAAUCAUCAUCUAAUGAGUUGCCAGUCCUCAUGGUACACAUGCAUUUGAAGUUUAUGUCUUCUUAAAGUCACCGAAUAAUGCAGUUAAAGUUCCGCAGCACCAAGAGUCACACACACACAGACGACAUGGCAUGUUUUUUUUUUUCCAAUAGAACAAAUUAUUCACACGUGGCUGUUGCUGACUCAGUUUGAAAGUCUCUCUCCUUCUCUCCCACACACACACACACACACACACAGGAGCCAUCAUCACAGGCUUGUCCUGAUGACUUCACGAAGCUCGCAGAGAGAAGGCUUCCUGCCCCGUUCUGGCUGAUUCCCACUCAGACACGCAGACAGAAGCAGCAAGCCUUUCAGCCCCCUCUCUCCCACUCUUUAGCCAGAUGGCUCAACUGCUGUCCUCACAAAACCCAAAUUUUUUCCAGUGGUUGUGUAUUUUUCCCCCCCCUCCAGUUUCAAGCCCUAAUCUGUCGAUUCUUCUGCAUUAAAGUAAAAGCUUCAGAGGAAAUGGCAUGAAUUUUUUGGGGCUUCCGGUUUGUCUGGCAUUAGCAAGAUGGGAUAUUUUUAGUCAAGAUCUUUUGCAGAGUCAAGGUUCAGAUAGAUUUAGUGCAGGAACAGAGAUUAAAAACAAUGCUUAAGUGAUCCUCUCUGCAUUAUUUUCAUUCCCUAUCCGUUUUAUUUACUUUCUACGCUAGCUUGGUAAAUCCAUACCUCAGUUGUAGCUCCUGUAUGCACUUCUCUUUUCCCUCUGUCAGCAUCAGUCAUAUCAAACUGCCUUUAUGAUGACUGACAAAUGUAGGACACAAACUGCGAGGGUGGGAAGAUAAAGGGAGGAUGUGUGAUGUAGCUUCAAUAAUACCUCACUGUAAAAUCCACAAUAAAGAUUGCAACAAUAGUUCACAGAUUCUCUACAGGGUUCAUGUCAGGUGAGUUGCUGGUCAAAUCAAAAAUAGUCAAAUUACGGUAGGAGUUUUGGCGCUGUGGGCAGGUGCUAAUUCCAGUAGGACAAGAUAAAAGCAUGACGUGCUUUACAAUCUUCUUUUUUCCUCUUCACAGUGUGUUUUUGGGUGGUCUUUAAGAGGGGAAAUGGUUCAAACCAUCUUCCUGGGCAAUGAUCUCUGUUGCAUUACGAUGCGGCAACUUAACCGGUUCUCCUAAAGCUGUAAUACUAAAUGCACAAUGUUGCUGUAAUCUGCCCCUGUCACCUCUUCAGCCCUCCUUGACCUAGAUUGCUCAUUCACACCCUCCAGAUGGCCCAAAGUCCUUAUGACAGGAUGUUCUGGGGGGUUUGGGAGAAGUGAUUACUCUUGUCUGAUGUAUUAAUGACUCUAUCUGAGCUGCAUGGGGCCACCUGUUUUUCCCAUUAGCUGCUUCAUUAUCGAAGUCAAAGCAGAAAAUCAGUGGAAACAGUUUAAUGAGCUUGUUUAUCUCAAUGUGUCUGACUGUUGGGACUUUAGUACAGUUUGACGCUGAGGUAAAACUUGUCCAGGAGACUCUAGCAAAAGAAAACUUUUAUUUCAGUAAGGCUUGAAUAAAGUUAAAUAGAUACGUAAAUGAAAAAAACAAUACCAGUUGGGCAGAUUGAGAGUCGGCUAUCUUGAAAGUAUCAGUGUGUGAAUAAAGAGAUGAGUCAACCUGAUGCAGCCUUCUAGGCCUUGGAAAAGUCUGACAGAUUUGUCGGCUGACUCUUGAAGGAGCAUAUAUUUAUAUAUUUAUUUAUAUAUAUUUAUUUUUGAUAUUUCUUUUUCGUAUUCAUCUUUCUAUUCUAUUCUUAUACAUACGUUUUAUUUUACUGUUCUGAAGAAUUCUUGUCUUGUAUAUAUAGUACCUUCUUUCUUACGACUAUUGGUACUUUUACUACCUUAUUUUUACUUGUCUAUUGCACUGGAAAAGGAGAAGCUCUCCAGUCUCGUUGUACUUUUAGUAUGACGACAAUAAAGGACAUUCUGAUUCUGAUUCUUAUUCUGAGCGUUCAAAGGCUGCAGCCCCAUGAUCUUGACACACCUACUUAGUUCACAGUUUGUUUGAAGUCAUUUUAGACCGAUGCAGUAACUUCCACUACAGAGCCAUGUCCAUUUUUAGCUCCUUAAAUGAUAUAAUGUACUGUAAAUUGACUUUUAGUAAUGUUGCUCUGAAACCGUUGAACUAUUCGCUUUCGCAGUCUCUCACAGAGUGAUGAACCUCUUUCUAUCUUUACUUCUGAGUGACUCCGCCUCUCUGAACGCCACUAACCUGCUUCAAAUUAACCUAAAAAGUCUCUGUCAAGCUAAUCAGUGUUUUGUUUGUUUCCACGUCCAAACUCUUCUGGAAGUGGGGAUCUUUCCAUUUUGUCCUUGUGGGUCUGGACCAGGAACAAUGACCCUGCAGGAAAAACAAGGCCAGCCUUCCUCUGUGGCUGAUGUUGCCAUCCCAUCCUUCGCUGGGCUUUGUUCCAGGAAUUUCGGAAAUGUUGAUCAGCCGGCUGCUAGAAACUUCCGCUGGGAAUGCAGCCUGGCUAGUUUUGCACUGAGACAGGUGCAGGUUUUAGCUUUACAACUUGAAGUGAUAAGAUAUACACACCACCUGAGUCAUUCCUACUGUGGCAUGUUUGACAUUCUGGGAUGGCAGCUCCAUUAUCCACUGGAUUUCUUUCAUUUCAUUCAUUUGUUUUAAAUUUUUUAAGGAACUUGCUGGUUGUAGAAAACAAAGUUCAGGUUUCUUAUUUUAAAGGUUUUGUUUUUUCAAAGCUUCGCGGUCCUUAAGGAAUAAGAAUAAACAAAACAGCAUGAGCGUUUGAAAGGGUGUGUCAGGCUCUUGUUUUCGUUGUCACUUCUAAGAAUGAAGAGCAACAAAAAUAGUGUCCUAUUGUUGUCUGGCUGAAGAAGUCAAAAAGACGACUCAGUAGAUUUAAACAUACUGCAAAAAAGACCCGUCAGCUGCCAGACAAUAUUAGAUUUAAAGUCUGGACACUUAUUGUCAGCAAAAGCCACUAACCAUGCACAGUGUUGUAUAUUCCUGGUUUUAACUCAUCCCUCCUCUUUCCUCCCUGUCUUAUGUUUCCUCAGAGAGAUCCAGACUACUUGAAGCUAUGGCUGGAGAUCUUCAUCAGCUCUUAUGAGCGAUGCCUGGAUGUGGACUUUGAAAAACCACCUUCAAGGUAACUGUCUUCACAACUGCUAUCAAGGCCAUCAUUUAAUAAAAACCUUAUUUACACAUUUGAUACUCCAUAACUGCUCAAAGGAAAUGACCAUGCUCAUGUUUAACCGUGGUUUGUUUGCUCAACAGUUUAUCAGUUACAUUAUCCAGUGACUGUUUUUGACCGUUAGGUUAUCAGUUUCAGUUUCACUCAUCAAACCGAGCGAACCGCUCUCAGCUUUAUGAGGAUAUCUCUUGUCCAUCUCUUGUACUGUGCUGCUUAUCACAGCAUGACCCAAAGUAGCGCGGCUACAACAAACUGCUUUUAUGCGGAGAGGUCACAGUUUGUUGUAGGUGAUGCUCUGAUGGAGUCAAAACAGAACCAUGUAGUGUUCAGGUUAAUGUGGGGGUAAGUCAACAGCAGACAGAGGUGAGAGAAAUCAGUCAACGCAGAGAGAACCGUGUGAAAAAGGUGGAGCAGAAAAGCGGAAUAUGGGUGGCUAAAUCUUGUUUGUAGCGCUCUUCAUCUCCCUCCUUCACUCUCUUGUUUCCUUAUUCUCCUCCUCCUCCCUUGACUAAUCUCUCUCAUCCUCUCCUGCUUUCUCCCUGCCUCCUUUCAUCUUCCUCUCCGCUGUCUUGUCGCCUUUUUGUCCUCCCGUCUUCUCGUAAUUUUCCUCCUUCCACUCCUCCUUCCCUCUCUGUUUUUUUCCUCUGCAGCUGUCACAGCUGUGCUGCUUUCCCACUGACACUCAUUGCAUUGGUUUUGCUCCUCUCUCUUUCUCUCUCUCUCUCUCUCAUAUGAGCAGUGCAGCAAGCAUGGUGUGUUUCCAAGGAAUUAGUGCCUCAUUGCACCAGGCAUGUGUGUGUGUAUGUGUGUGAGACUGAGAGAAAGCAGAGCAGGGCCUGCUCCUCCACAUUGCCCUUGUGUAUAUGUACCAGGAUUAACCUCCAUGAUAAGGAGCUACAUUUAAAGGGUCCCUCUGUGAUUUGCACCAGUUUUGACAUUGAGCCGAAGCCUGGUAUCUAAAAGAAACUCCUCCUUCUCCUAUCUAAUGAAGAUUACUUGUCAUUCCUCUGUAUCUCCAGGCCUGAGGAAGUCCCCCCAGUGUUGACGCUCCUCCCCGACAACAUCCUGCAGGUUUUGCGCCACCAGCUGCUGCAGUGCGUCCAGAAAGCUUCUGACGGCCUGGAGCCCGAGCAGCAAAACCUGGCUCUGCUGCUGCUCAAGUUCCUUAUUAUCAUCUGCAGGUCUGGACAGAUCGCAUACACAAAUAGCACGGCUAAUUACAGCGUAAAAAAAAAAAAAACUGUUACCUAUGAAUCAUUGCUUAGUUUAGACUCUUCAAAUGAAAUGUUCAACUUUUUUGUCUGUUUUUUGUGUCUCUGAUAGGAACCUGUCCAAUGUGGAGGAGAUUGGCACUUGUUCUUACAUCAAUCACAUCAUCACCAUGACAACCCUCUACAUUCAGCAGGUCUAAUUUGACCCUUUCUGAUCAUUAUUUUUGGCACAUAAUGAAUUGAUUUAAUAUUAGGUGGUGUUCCAGCUGGUAUUUGAAGUUGUAACGUUACCCACUGUAGUCAUAACAUUAAUGAAUUUGGUUGUAGUGGUCCAAAAGAGGCCCAUGAUAGCAGGUAAUAACUGGAAAUGUGUUUUUUGUGUGUGUUUUGUUUUAACAGCUGAAGAGUAAGACCAAAGAGAAGGAGAUGGUGGACCAGAGCCAGGCGGAGGAGUUUGUCCGUCACGCUCUGGCUUUUUGCGAGAGCCUCUAUGACCCGUACCGCAACUGGAGGCAUCGAGCCUGCGGGUAACAACAUCCAGCAGCGAGCUUGAUAUUACUUUACAUUAACAUGACAACAAUAACACAACUGAAUGUGCUGAUUUUAAAAAAAUGGUUUUACACUUUUUUAUAUAUAUAAAGAUUUAAAUUAAAGCUCCUGUAAGGGAUUUUAGGCAAAGUGGUCUUUUGCCCUUUCAGUCUAUCAUUUAGCGUUCACAUAAGACUGUUUCUUCAGCUGUGAAAAUAUGAUGAAGACAUUACGUUCAGACUCUCAAAAGAACCUUUUUUUAACAGGAAAAACAAAGAGUUGCUCAUCUUGUAAUGUCUGAGUUGUUGUUUGGUUUUGUUUUCCUGUUGUACCUGAGUAGUUUGUGUGUUUUUCUUCCUUCAGGGAGCAGCUGGGUACAGUAGAGCGAAGCAGACAGAAGUACAAGGCAGCUCCGCUCACCGUCGAGUUUGUUCCUUUCUUUUACCGUAAGCUUCUUUUUUUUAAUUCAUCCUAUUUUUUUAGUCCUGAGUGUGACAGAAAAAUCUCAACAUGGUCCUGAUAGAAAGACCAAAAGUGAAGUCAUUUAUACCACAAUUUAAACCUUGAAAUGAGACUAUUCGGAUGCUUCGUCAUAAAGAAAAUUUGCUCGUAAUCUCAGAGCAGUUCUCGCUCUUUUGUCCUCUUUCCUCUCUCUUUUUUGUCUUCUCUUCUUCCGCCAUCUUUUCUCUAAGUGCUUCCAUGCCGCCACUCUCCCUUCCCCGCCGCGUCCUCUUGAAUCCACUCUUUGUUGCGCGCGUUCUGUUUGCCAGGCGCAGAUGAGCCGAUAGUGAAUGGUGUCUGUCAGGGCCACUUCAGCUGCGCCGGCAGCCAUUUUGAACAAAUCCUCCUUUCUGUCCUGCGUCUGGUGUGUGGCUGCUGUGGUUUGGCACUAAAAGAUAAUAUCCAGCGCUCGACCUGACAGACAGACUUUGCCCGUGUGUUUUCACUUUUCAUACUUUUGUGUUUGAGGGGAAAAAGUUUCGCUUUCUUUGAGAGUUUUUGAGCCUCUUUUGGAUGAACUUCUUUUUAAAAGUAGAAGCAGGGAUUGGAGGAUAAGAAGCAGAAAUCACGGAGCCAAGAUGUCCCCCUUUUUCCUCCCCAAUCAAACGUGUUGACAGAUGAGUUAAUGGAUGACUGGGACCACCAUGACCUGGAGGUUACUGACAGGGCCGCCACAUGCCUCCAUGUCUGUGUUUGUGCACUGUGUGUGCUCAGUGAGGCCCUAUCUUAUCUGGUGUGCAUGAGAGAGUAUCUUAUGAGAGAGAUAAAGGUGUGUCUGUGUGUUUUGUUUCUAGACAAAUCAUAGGAGCACUGACAGUUUGCUCAGAGUUAUGACUUUGUUUAGUUGGAUUUGCAUAGCUGACAUCACACCAACUGACCGCACUAAUAGUGUUUGCGUGUGCGCGCUUGUUUCAGAGUGCUUCCAGGAGAGUGAGCACCUAAAGGAGAGCCUGAAAUGCUGCUUACUGCACCUGUUUGGAGCCAUAGUAGCAGGUGAUCAGGUAAGCCCUCUAACUGACCUGGAAGUCAAAGGUUCAAUCCCUGUAAUGUGUCCAUAUCACCUUUAACAGUCCUGGAGCUGCCGCACACAUUCACUGCUCGAGUUCACCAUGUUGACAAGUUCUGUAGUGGCUUUUUACGUAAUGGACCUAAUGAGCGUUUGAGGUCUGAAGUCAGCUGUCUGUGUCUUUUAAAGCUCUUUUUAUACGGCGGUCCGUCUUCCUUUGAGUCUUUAUGUGUCGGCACAAUUAAGCCAUCGUCGUGUAAAAGCAGCAAUAAAAGAGCACGAGUGGAAAAAUGAGACACCCAUCCUGUGAGAUGAAGCACAUCACAGGCUCUUCAGCCCAGCUGCAGUCAGACUCUUAGCGUCUGCAUCUCUAUAUGAUUAGAAUAACCAUCAUGUGUCACUCACUGCAUGGCAGCAGCUUAUUACAGUCUCUCUCAGGUUAUAUAACCUUUACACCUACACAUAUUUGAUUUAAAACACGUUUUAUUCUAUCAUUACAGUUCUGUUUGUGAAUAUAUACCCUAUUACUCCAAUUCUGUAAGAGUUAAACGCGAUAAAUAGUGUGGAAAAAAUUCCUGUUCUGUGAUAAACUGGAUUGAGAAAUAGUUCAGGGACUUCAGGAUAACGUUCCUGAGUGUAAAAUUAAAAAGAAUAUAGAUCGAUUUUGCCAUUUAAAGGGUAACUGUAAAGAAUCUGAUCCUGAAACACUGGCAGCAUCUCCGGGCACCACUCUAUUCAGAUCACUUUCUGAAAUCAUGAACACUUAUACCCCUAUACAAUCCUUGUUUUUCCCUUUCUUCAGAGGAAUGCUCUGCUCGCCAUCUCCCCCGCCACCAUGGAGGUGUUGAUGCGGGUGCUGGCCGACUGCUCCAUGGGCAGCUGCUCCUCAGACGAGGGCGAGGACUGGGACAGCGAGGCCCCCGACCGCAAGUCGCUGCUCACCCUGGGCUGCCUGCGGGAGGUGGUGCAGCGGCUCCUCGCCUCCAGCUCCGACCAGCGGCAAGUGGAGAUCGCUUCUGUGCUGGAAAAUUAUUUUAAGCUGCUCAACUCGGACCCGGCGGCUGUGGUGGCUGCGAAACAGCAGCAGCAACAGCAAGCGAAGGGGCGAGUGCCAACUCUGGGGCGUCACUGGGAGAGUAGAUUUGUGGCACUGCAAGUAAAUAUGCUAGGUAAGACUUCAAAAUAUUAAAGGGAUACUGACUGUUUCGUUUAUGUUGUUUUAUUUAGCUGAAUAAUACUUCUUUGUAUUUCUUUUUUUUGUCCAUUUUUUUGUCUGCCUCUCUUUCUCCCUCUGUCUUUUUUCCUGCCUGUCUGUUUCCAUCCUUCCCGCCGUCUCUCAGACACCAUCAGGGACAUGUUCCUGUGUUCAGACAGGCCAGUUCUUCAAGCCAUCUUCCUCAAUAGUAACUGUUUCGAGCAUCUGACACGACUGCUGCAGAACAGCAAGGUAACAGAACGAGUCCUCCCAUCUAAAUUUAACAUGAAACCACUGCUGAGUUUGAGCGGCGUCAUAUUCUGUCGGACAGUUCUCUUGUAAUGUUUCUCGCUCAAAUUGGACAAAAUUUCUUCUGUAAUAAUUCCCAGAGGAUCAUUUCUAGUGUCUAAUUCUACAAGAUUCAAAAGCUGUUUUAAGUUCAAGUCUUAAAUCAUCAAGACUUCUCCCUGUGCACCCUUGUUUCCAAGCUGUUGUCUCUAUUUAUGGAGCGGUCCGCUCGCUUUUAAGACUCCAUCAUAGAUAGUGAUUAAACCUUGACUCAAGGACUGGUUUUGCGGCAUCAACACCAACUUAUUAUAUGUUGCUUUGAAAGUACAGAGAGAUUUCCUGUGGUGAGGAAUGUAUUCACAAAGACUUUACAGCUCGGAGGAGUCCCGAAUUGCACCUUCAGUUCCCCGCUUGGAUUUUCCCUGAAUUACCUCUUCACUAAUCUGACUCUGUUGCCGUGCAUGACAUCAUCCUUGUUAGUGUUAGUGAGCUGGGACUGUCCACACAGAGAAAAGAGGCGAUUCUGUUUUAUUAUUUUAUAUACUGUCCCGACUUUUUAAAAUUAGAUUGGUAAUAAAUGCAGGACUUAAUCCACCAUUAUUUUAAAGCUGUGAUUAGUGUUGUUUCAGGUUAAGUAUACUAAAAAACAGAUUUGUCUAAGCAUUUUUAAACACAUCUGUGACAGUGUAUGGCUUAGGUGAACAAAGUAGAUCAUUUUCCAGAGAUAAAUCAUCUCCUUUAGUGUCUCAGUGGUAUGAACAUUUGAUUUUUAUUAACUUAUUUAUCAGUCUUUUUAUUAGUUUUUGUCAAGGUAGCUUUAAAUUUUGAUUUUAAGUGUAAUUAAUCAGUGUAUUAACUCAAGAACUGACUCUCUUAUAUCUAAGUUGGUCUGUUAGUUACUUUUUUCCCUUCGAUUGAAAUUUGCCCCCUGAUAUUUUAACCAUGUUGUGUAUAUAAAAUUACAUCUUGGUGAAUUUUUAGCCUGUAUACUCUGUUUAAAAAAGAAAAGUUCAGUUUUGUUUAUGUGUUUUAUGAGGUAUUUAUCAAUGGCAGUGUAUUACCCACAGGAGACAUUGGUCAGUGCAGCGGCAGCUCUAGGCUUUCAGCUGCUGCAGACGGACUGUUUUUACUGCAUAAUUAAGCCACUAAACGCUGAAACAUCAAAGUCAUUCUGAGUGAAUGCGUCAUAGAGAAAAUUCACUGAAGGCCACUGUCUGUUUUGAGACUGUUUUCAUGAUGCAAUACAUUUGCAUAUUCCACCUGAUGCACAUGUAUGUUUUGCAUAUCCAUAACAGUGUUGAACAGAGUGAAUGUUCUCUACAUAGCAUACAUUUAAACUGGGAAUGGUGUUUGUUUUUGACUUGAUUCAAAUAAGCUAGAUGAAGGUACGCGGUAUAAAUGGCUCCGUCUGCAGAAGUGAAUUUCUGGAAAAGGGCCGAGCUGACUUGCAUCUCCUGUAGGUAACACACUUACUGUUUAGAGGUACCUUAUAUAACCCCACUUAAGAAAACCAACAAUUCCUUAAGUCCUCCUGAGCAUUUUGCCCACCUUGCAUGUUUGCCUCCCCACAGCAAAGCUGGAUCGCCACACGCCUCCUCACAGCGACCCCUGCAGAGGGUCCCGGCUUCUAACCUCUCACCCUCUCCUCCCACUUACAACAUCUUUCCUCCCCCUUGGCACCGAUCCUCUGCCUCUCCUCCCUUUUUGUCUCCAUUUUUCUCUUUCUGUCCACCUCCCCACAUGCUGUGUUGACAUGUUGCCUGUUAUGUGUGUGUCAGCUGGUUAAUGCUAGGUGCACGGCGGCAGACAAGGACCAGAAAGAUAUAACCAACAACAGGUUACUGACAGGAGAGAGGGACACUCAGGUACCGCCGAGAAAAAAGCCCCCAACUUCCUCACCAAACACUCACCUGCACUUUGCCCUCACCUGCUGCAAAGUCCCAUCACAUUCCCCUCACUGGAGCAUUGAGCCACUCCACAGCAAGACACCCACAAUGUUUGGUCUCACAUAAUUGUUUGUAAUUGGAUCAGGCCUCAACAGAAACCACACACAGUCACUGAGCUGUCAAGAGAGCUGGCAGGCAAUACGCUGUAGCUGUUACUUAUUCACCAGAUCUGAACGACAUGAUACAUCGCCAUCUUUUUUCUAGUGUGAAUUUUUUUUUUUACAGAAAUAUUCUUAAUUUACUGCUACUCUCAUAAAAUAUAACAGCCUUUAGCAGAUGUAGUUUUGGCUUUGCAAAGACUAUAAACAAGCUGAGGGAUCAGUUUUAUGACAUGAGUGUAGAUCAAGUGGUUAUGAAGUUAGUGUAGGUCUUAAACUUGCUCUGUUGUGGUAGUCUCUAACGGGAAUGACUUCUUUAUGAAAAAAUACAAAUUUUUUAAGGAGCUGCAGUGUCCAACAGCUGCAAAAAUAGUGGAAUUAAUAGGGAAACCUGUUCACCUGUCAAGAGGAAAAUGACCAUGGGGAGGUCACAGAGCUACAACAGAGAAUAGUAUGACCCAAAAUCUGCUACAAAAGUGUAUUAAUUUAUCCACUUUCAUAUAGAUUCAAACUCUUAAGAUAUAGAAAUUUUCUUAAUCAAAGAAUAUCCCAUUAUACUUAAAGCUCCAGUAAGCAUUUUUUCAUGUUUAUAAAAUAGACUAAAACUCCUAUUUAUGGCUUUUUAUGAUUUUCAAGAGUAAACAAAACUACUACUGGCAAUAUUGAUGAUUUUUAUGUCCUAGUUUCUUAUGCCUGAAACUGGCUCGAGGGUUUGGGUGUUAGUUGAACAGCUGAAGAUACAGUCCUGUUUGCACAGUCUAUUCACAAAAUAUCUACAAUCAAUGAUGCAUUUAAGUCAGCAGGAUGGGAUUUUUGGUAAAAAUAAAGAACAGAGCAAGACACGUGUAUGUGAAUAUACGCCGCGUAUGUAAGGAUUUGUGAUUUCACCAAUUUGUGAUGUCACAAAUUGGGCGAGUCUUGUGUGAUUCUUGCUAGCCAACACAUCGAUCACACCAACACAUGUUAACCUCAGAAUUUAAAAAUGCAUUACAGAAUCUGCGGUUAAGACAAGUCUUACAGGUUCACUGUCAGCUUUGAAUCACAGUUUUCACAUAGUUUUAUUUGCACUUUUAACCCAGUUAGAAGCUUCAAAGCAUAAAGCUGUCCCCUUAGAGCGCAUGUCUUUUAGUCUCAGGUCUGCCCUUUAUAGUCCCAUCUAUUAACAAGACUCUUGUUUCUUGAACCGUUCACCUGUUUUCCUCAAAGUAAACCAGCUCCCUUUCUACUCUUUGUUCUUUUAUGCACAGAGCCACCUUUAUUAGGUAUAAUCCCUCCAUUGAUCAGGGUUAAUGUGAACACAGGUGCACAAGCCAGUUUGUAGACGCAGACACUAGUGUCCCUUUGUUGUUGUGCAGCUGUAACCUGAUGCAGAGGGAGAUGCUGCAGCCUGCUUGGCAAGUUUGAAGCCACCAGCUUCAUAGUUUAAAGCAGCUUCUUUGUUUAUUUACAGCAGGAAGAUUCAAAAGCAAUAACAAUACCAAACCUCAACUCCAAAUCUUGCAACACAACACAACACAACACAACUCUCUGUCUUGCUGUGGAGUGACCGCUUUGCCUCUUUCACGGCUGUCACUCCGUUGAUUUAAUAGCCAUUUUAAGUUUCCUCACAGCUUCCCAGCCCCUCACUCCCCUCCUGCACCCCCUUCCCCUCCAUAUUGUCCUGGUUUCUGCGGUUAACUCUGGGUUCAACUGGAAUGCUGUCACAUUGGCCUGGUGUUUGUCCUAAUAGGGUUCAGUGGUUUUGGAUUCAAUGAAGAUGAUCUAAGUGUUCGAUUUCUUUGCCACAUUCCCUCUCCAGCUGGUCCAAGCCUCAUUUUAGAAGUUAAUUUUACCCACAAUAAUGGUGUAAGAUUUAAAACACGAGCAGGACAGAGCUGGACGGAGAUGUGUUUGUGUUUAUCUCGCAUUGUUUGGCACGUGUUUUAUGGGUUGCAUGCUUCUUUUUUGGAUGUCUGCGUGAGGAAAAAAAAAUGAGGUUCUUUUUUGGUGUGACUGUCUGUGUGUGGAGGUGGGUUUUUUAUUUCCUUUUGUCUUCACAAAGCCCUGAGAGCUUCCUGCUCCAGUCAGAUCUAUUAAAAGGAUUGCUUUUCUUUUACCUGGAGCAGAAAGAUGACACUUCUCAUAACUGCUCUCUGAAGUCUGCAGUAGAAACUUUGAUGCCUGCUUCUACUGCAGCAACAAAAAGGUUCAGAAUAUCAUCAGAAGCACAGACAAAAUUUAGUCAAACUCCAAAGCAUCCACUUUAAUCUCCUUUUAACUCCUCCAAGUGUGGUGCAUGUUGUCCUCAGUGCCUUAAAUGAUGAUACAUGAAUGCAGCUUUAAGUUGUGUGCAUGCUUGCCACUUGAUUAAAGUGCUGAAACAUCCAUUAGAAAUAUGAGGGGAUUUGAUUUGUGACCAAUCAUCUGUAACUACUCACAAUAAAACAAAGUGAUUUGUCCAGGAAGUAAUAAUGAAUCUCUCCUCAGGUGUUUCAAGGGCGACUCGACUCCCUCGCUGUAGCAACCAUCAAAGCCCUGACAACAGUGAUGCACAAAUCACCAGCUGCAAAGGUAGCAACACUUCAGAUACGCAUGUUUAAGAUAUUUCUGAACUCUUGUGCCAUGAGCUUGUACUCUACUUUGUAUUUUUCUCCCUAAAUAAUCAUGCAGGAGGUUUUCAAAGAGAGGAUCGGUUACAAUCACCUGUAUGAAGUUCUCACCUCACUCGGGCAGCCGUCACGGCACCUCCUUAAGGAACUGAUGAACAUGGUGAGAGAUGGAUUGUCUGUUAAGUUUGUUUGCUAAGGAGCAUAUUGUGCUUCACUAGUCAUUGAUCCAUUUUAGGUAAGACUGUAUUUGUAUGCAGCACAAUAACCUGUAAGGAUGGCUAAAACGGUCUAAAACAGUGGUUCUUAACCUUGUUUGAGGUACCGAACCCACCAGUUUCAUAUGCACAUUCACCGAACCCUUCUUUAGUGAUAAAUCAAAUAUGAUUUUUUUCCUAAUUCAAGACAUAGGUAUGUUUUUUACUCACAACAAAUUACAUACCUGCGAAUCAGUGUGACUUCUGCUGUUGUUUUUGUUUCAGUUGACUCUGCAAAGUCGGCAGAAAUUGUUCAUAUCCGACGUCUUCUGCUGAUAUAAACGAUUUCUGCCGACUUUGCAGAGUCAACUGCAGAAUUAACGGCGUUCUGAAUGAACGGGGCUUUGAAAAGUCCUGCAGCAUGUGUUAGACGUCAACACUACACAUGGACCAAUCAGGGGCUGCCUUUCCCUGUUGUCCGGGUAACAGUGGAAACACGGUCUCUGAUUGGCCCGUUUAUUUUCUGAUCGGGAAUACACGCUCUCUAUGGGCCGAAAUCCAGACUGUGGUGGGAAGGAACAUCAAGUGAUUGACGCAACAGGAUGGCCCAGCCAGGCUACCGUGGCGGAGGCUCCGCCGAACCCCUGAGACCGACUCACCGAACCCCUAGGGUUUGAUAGAACCCUGGUUAAGAACCACUGGUCUAAAAGAAGGGCCGAAAUUCAAUUCUAAAAGUCACCUGAACUUAUCUGCGCCUGAGCCCAUUUAAUAACAACAACAACAACAACAACAACAACAACAACAACAACAACAACAACAGCAACAACAACAGCAACAACAACAGCAACAACAACAAUAAUAGCAAUAACAACAAUAAUAAUGAUAAUAACUUUAUAUAACACUUUUAACACAACAUGCAGGGAAACAAAGAAGAUAAAAACAACAUAACAACAACAAGAAAACAGGAUUUUCUUGGCAAUAAAGAAAUGAAAUAAAAUAAAAAUUGUUGGGAGACAUAAAAGCUUUGAUGAAUGUCACAUGAGCUGAGACAUCAUUGAAAUGAAGACAUUAAAACAAAGACAAUAUAAGAGCCCAUGAUACCCAGCCAACACAGGAACCCAACCACAAAAUCCUGAGACCAAGGGGACUGUUAUAAAACAUGAAUAAGAAAAGUAAAAGGCUUUAAAGACAAAAUCACAUAACAGCAAGUCUAUAAAUAAUAAUGAUAAUGAUACAUUUUAUUUAUAAGCGCCUUUCUGGACACUUAAGGACAUUUUACAGAGUAAGAGCAGCAACAUAAAACAGCAAGAUAAAAGCAAUAGAGAAAAUAAAAUAAAAUAGAAAAAAAUAUAGAUAUGUAUGAAUAAAAUAAGCAAAAAUAUGACAAGGUAGAUUAUAAGGAGUGUGCUAAUCUGAACAGGUGGGUUUUGAGUCUGGAUUUAAAGAGAGGGAGAGAGUCAAUUUUCCGGAUGUCGGGUGGGAGUGAGUUCCAGAGUUGGGGAGCAGAGCGGCUGAAAGCUCUGCUCCCCAACUCUGGAGCUGCUGGGCUGAGGCGGGCAUGGGGGAACGGUGAGAAGGAUGGACGAGGAAGAUCUGAGGGAGCAGGGGGAGGUGACUAUGUGACUUAAGAUGGAGCUGAAGUGAAAAUCCCUCCUCUGGCAUCAAAAUUUGACUUUCUUUUUGGAAAACAUGGACGCUGAGGGGCCAGCAAGACCAAGCCAAACCACAUUCUGCAUGUAGUACAGCAGCAGCAGGGCUUUAUAAUAUAAUAUAUAAAAUCUUGGUUCAGGUUCUCCUUGUCAGCAUAUCUGCUGACUGCACCAGAAGCUCCAAAUAUUCCUGUCUCUCCCAGAGGCUUAAUCAUAGUCAGAUGAUGGUAACUGGCUUCUGAAAUUAGGUUAGGGAUGUCCUGCCUGCUUUCUUGGUAACCUGAUUGGUUUUGUGGCUCUCUAAUCCAUCGCGCCUGUGCAGCAUCAAGGUUAAUUAUCCUCUGGGUGUUUCUGUGUUUGUUUGCAGGCUGUGGAGGGUGAGCACACCUCAGUGGGGCUCCUGGGCAUCAGUAACGUCGAACCCUUGCUGCUGCUGGUCCAGUGGCUCCCAGAGCUGGACUCAUCGGAGCUGCAGCUUUUCACAGCAGACUGGCUCCGCCGCCUCAGCUGCCUCAACCGACAGACCCGCGCCACCUGCGUUAACGCUGCUAUGGUCAUGCGAGCGCUCGCCGCCCUGGAGCGCCAUGAACGUUUACACCGCUCUUGUGCUGAGAGCCUUCUAGGACUGGUGGGCUCACUGGGCUCCCAGUCCUUGAGUGCGAGAGAACUGUUGGGACUCUUGCGCCUCCUCAGGCCUCCUGAGUCCUCUCAAGCUCACCCACAUGUAGGCCCCGCUCUCAGAGCUCUUCUGGCCAUGGUGCGGAAGCAGGGCUUAGAGAGCGCAAUGCAGUACUUUGAUCUGUCACCUAGCAUGGCGGGGAUUGUAGUUCCUACAGUGCAGCGCUGGCCCGGCUCUGCUUUCAGCUUUCUCGCCUGGUUGUCGCUUGAUCAGGAUCAGCUCGGCCCACCCAGCAAGGACAAGAGGAAGCAGCUCUACAGGUGAGAGGGAGAGGAGAAGAAGAAACAACAAAUAAAGAGAGUUUGAGGUAUAAAGGCAGAGCAUCCUACAUACCAACACCUGCCUAAAUUGCUUUCCUCUUUCUUUUAACCUGUACAGCUUUUUCACCCCUGGAGGGACAGGGUUCGAGGCCUUCAUCAGCUCAGCGGGGGUCCUUGUCGUGGCUGUAUGCACAAAAAAGGAGUACGUCACAGUCAUGCUGCCUGAUUACUGCUUCUGUGACUCCCUCUGGGUGAGUUAGCUUUGAUGGCAUUCAAAAACCUGUCAGUGACAGUAAAGAGACAGAGUUCAAACUGUAACGUUCCCUUUUCUCUGAAUAAAUGUGGCUGUAGUUGAACUUUUCACCUCUCCUAAAGAAGGUUGCGCAUAAAAAUUUCUGAAAUCCCCAGAUCUGGCAGCACCCUACAUUUAGGAGAUUAGCACCUUCAAAUCAAAUGCCUGAGACUAAUUAAAGGAAGCAGAUUGCAGCAUUAAAGACGUUCAAUUCCGCCUGGUUUUCUGUUUACAGCAUAGCAUAGGUGUGGUGCACGUCCCAGGCAAGAGGCCGUUUGGACAGAGUCUGGUGUACAUUUAUGUAGAUGGGCAGCAGAAGCUGUCAGCUCCCCUCAAGUAUCCCACUAUGACAGAGGUAAGACCACCUGGAAACUUAUUUACACCUGGUUCAGCCAUCUAGUCAUUCUGUUGUUCUUUUACUGAAUUUCUGUUUCUCCUUCCACAGCCGUUCACGUCCUGCUGCAUCGGCUCAGCGGGCCACCGAACCACCACUCCCCCACCCUCCCAGAUCCCAGACCCUCCUUUCUCCAGUGCUACCACACCCACCACUCGCUCCUCACUGGGUGGCAUCCUCUCACCACAGACCUGGGGAGGCCUCCUCGGGGGGAAACCUGAGUCCCUGACUAAACUCAUCUCUGCGGGGACACAAGACAGCGAGUGGGGAAGCCCUACGUCUUUGCAGGGCCAGCUGGGGAGCGUCAUGGUAUUUCAUGAGCCCCUGCAGCCCAAUCACAUUAAAGCCAUCUGUAGUGCUGGUAAGGAGGAGAUUAAGGGAUAUGUUAAAGAAGUGAAACAGUAAAGAAAUGAUAAGAUAGGUAAAUAAAGAGCUGUAAAUUCCUUUGACACUGAUGAAACUUUGUGUGUUUGACAAACAAUUGUGUCCUUUUUUUUCUAGGUCCAAACUGUAUCUCUCCAUUCAAAGCCCAGGAAUCAGAACUGGGUGAUUUUUCAACCAAACUGCUUCUGCACUACUCACCCAAGGUAACUUGACCCUACUGAAAGCCAGACUUCUGACAUAGAGACCAGUAUCGGUACCAAUAACACUGUAGGCACCAAUACAGAUGCAAAUGCCGAUACUCAUAGCUACCAAUGAUAACCAAUGGUAAUGGUCAGUACCAAUACCAGGAUCACUAUCUGUACUGAUACCAAUAUAAGCAGCAGUGCAGAUAUCACCACCAUAUUGCAAUCGCAAUAUGCAGUAGGUACUUAGUUUAUGGACCUGUAUUUAUCGGUAUCGGUACCCAUAUCAGUAUCAGUCAUGGUAGGAAUACCAAUAUCAGUAUUAGUGCUGAUAACUUUUAGUAUUAAAGCAAAUUCCAGCAUAAGUAGCAGUGCAGAUGACACCAGUAUUGCUACCGGUAACAUGGCAAUAUGUAGUAGGUACUUCGUUUAUGGACCUGUAUUUAUCGAUAUCAGUACCUAUAUCAGUAUCAUCCAUGAUAGGAAUACCAAUAUCAGUAUUAGUGCUGAUAACUUUCAGUAUUAAAGCAAAUGCCAGCAUAAGUAGCAAUGCAAAUAUCACUCGUAUUGUUACCAUAAAAUUACAGUAUGCAAUGGGUACUUAGUUUACAGACCUGUACAUUGGUGUCGGUACCUAUAUCGGUAUCAGUCAUGAUAGGAAUACCAAUAUCAGUAUUAGUGCUGGUAAUUAUCUGUAUUUAAACAAAUGCCAGCUUGAGUAGCAGUCCCUAUGCUUAUGUAAGUAUGGCCACUGGUGACAUUAUCAGGCUAAUAUCAGGGUUGAGACUAGUAUCGAUGCAAACACUAGUAUCAGUAUUGAGAUCAUUAGUGGUACCAUUAUCAGUAUCAUUAUUAGUCAUUGUUAGUUAGUGAAUUUGCGAUCUUAAAACUAAACUUGGUUCAUGUGUCCGCAGGCCUGUAGGAAUCCUAUCUGUCUCGAUCUGUCCCCAAACAUGCUGCACGGACGCCUUACUGGAAAUAAGGUCGUCAACUGGGAUAUCAAGGUGGAUACAGCGUGCAGCUCGUGCUAUCACAUAAUUUUUUUCCCUUUAUCUUUUUACUGCUGGAAUGUAAAUUCAGUUUGAAUACGAGCUGCUGUCUUAUCUGCUGCAGGAUAUGAUAAACUGUGUGGGCGGCCUGCCAGUGCUCUUCCCCGUACUGGAGCAGUUGUCCUUGGUGACCCCUGAUCAACAGGCCAGUGACCCUGGCGCUGGGUCCGAUUUCAUCACCCCGGAUGUGACCACUCCAGCUGACGGAGACUGGGUCAUCCUCCCAUCGAACAGGGCAUCAGGUCCAUAAAGUAUUCCUUUAUUCUGCUUAUUUCCUGUUAUCUUGAUGUAAGAGUGGAACUGGGUCAAAUCGAUUUGAAUUUUUUAUUUCAGAGGCACGACUGGAGAAAAAUCUAGUGGCCACCUUCCUGUUGGUACUGAAGCAUUUCCUGCAAAGACAUCUGAUCAACCAGGAGAAUCUGCUUUAUUCCCAUGGUGUGGCUACACUGGGAGCCCUGCUGCAGAAGGUUUCUGUUGAAUCCUAUUGUUGUGUGCAUUUAGUAUAUAUUUGUAUUCAGGUAAUGUGCACAGGAAAUACCUCACACUCUCUAGAAAAACACGUCCUGCCUUUUCAAAUCAACAUGAAGCAGAUUAGCUUGUGAUUUAAGGUGUGGUUUCGAAUUAUUUACCGAGAUUUACAAGCUGUGUGCAUUUCACUAAAUAUAUUAAAUACACAAACUUCAACAUAAUAUUUAGCCAAAGAAAAGAGACGUAAGCUGCUUUUGUUUCUCGGCCUAUUUACGCUGGAUUAGUUUGGUGCCGUGGCCACAAAUUAAAAACUUCGGCUGACUGACGUCCGAUUAAUUUUUAAAGUCUGUGCAUGGCCUUUUUUUUUUUCACCCUUCCAGCACAAUGUGUGACACGCAUGGUGUGUCAAUCCUAAUUCUUUCUUCCUGCAAAGCUGUUUUUUUGUGUGUGAUAAGGGGUGGAAAUCCCACAGAAUCAACAUUUACACAACGGGAAAAUAAAAGCCUCCGCAGAGACGCAGAUAAAAGGAAAUAUCUCAGAUGUGGUGGUGGUUUAUGUGGGUAAACUAACCACACCCUGCGAGUGUUAAAAGUCCAAAUAAACAACAAAUGUUUCCUCAUUCCAGUAUGUUCCUUAUCUGUUUUGUGUAGGCAAAUUAUGGGCGUCAGACAUUGUUGUAUACAUGUUUCUUAAACAAGCAGGGAAACUUUGGUCUUUUGUUGCAAAAUAGCCCUUUUUCAAUCUUCAGAUUUUUCAUUCUUCAUUGUGCAUUAAAGGGAUAUUCUGGCGUAAAAUUAAUUUAGGGUCAAACACACGGUAACACCGAGUUACGCACCCCCUUGAGAGAUGAAUGUUGCAGACCGCUUGCUUCUCUAGUUAUACAAACUUUAGUAACAACCGCAGGAUAGCAAUACACAGCGGUCUGAGGAGCCAUAAACAAACCUCAACCAAAACGCCACUCUAUAGUCACAAAUAAUGCUCAGAACAGCACCUAACUUCAUCAACAGUACAUACAGGGUCCUAGCCACAGCACUAGCCACAAAACAUCCUUUUAGCUUUGACUAAUUUCUUUAGCAAAGAGACUAAACACAACUCACCUAGCCUCUUCCAGCAGCCGCUUGUUUGUAGCGACACCUCAGGCCAGUCCAUUAUGGACUUCUGCGGGGUGACGCAGCUCAAGGAAGAACAUUUAUGAUCGUUUCUUAAUGGAAUGUAAUCAGACCGAGACGCUAAGGCAGAAGAAGUACCACGUCUGCGGUGCAAAAUUGUUAAUAUGGUGAUUAUUACUUCAAAGAAAUGAUAAAGAAAUGAUCAUAAAUGUUCUUCCUUGAGCUGCGUCACCCCGCAUCAGUCGGUAAUGGCCUGGCCUAAGGUCUCGUUACAAACAAGUGGCUUAUUAAUAUUCCUUUAAGGUCUUCAAAUGUGCAUAAAAUACAGCUAAAAGUUCAACAUCUCAACAGUUUUCUUUAUUUGUGUGUUCAGCUCCCAGCAGGUCACGUGGACGUCAGCGUUCUGGUCGCCAUGCAGCUCCUGAUCGAGCAGGUGACAUAUGAGAAGAACCAGCCUCUCCUGCAGCAGCUUCACACACAUCUGCUGUUCAACUUCAACAUCUGGAACAAAGGAGACUUCCCUCUCCGCAUAGGUCAAGACCUGAGUGUGAAUGAGUCUCAAUAUGAGUUUCUCUUUAUGAGUGUUAAUUUUUUUUACCAAAUGAUGUGUUUGUGUCCUUAUGAUGCAGGUCAUAUCCAGUACAUGUCCACGGUCAUCAAGGAUAACAGGAAGCAGUUCAGGAAAAAAUAUGGAGUUCAGUUUCUUUUGGACACUGUGCGCCUUUAUUACGGGUGAGUAAAAAGAUCAAACUUCUCCAACUUUUGUCCUUUUUUUCUCUAAGAAACCGCAAUCAUCUCCUCUUCUGUGCUUUUAGGAAGAACAGCAAUAAAGAAGGCGACCUGAGCGAGGAUGACGUCCGAACCAUCCGCGCGUCUCUCUGCGGCCUCAUCAAGUACUACAUCAGCAAGGGCAUGUCACAGGAGGAGAUGCACAGCCUUCUGGGAUACGUCGCUGCUAUUGGGGAUGAAGAACAGGUGGGGGGUGUUUUUUUUUAAACCUGAUGCAGAAAAGAGCGACACAAAGAGGAAGUGAAUAGAGCGAGCACAGCAGUUCAAAUCAAAGCAGUGAAUAGGAGGAACAGGACAUCAUUUUGGAGGAUUUUGCAUACUCACACAACCGUACAGAAAGGUGCCAGAUUAGAUUUGAAUGAAGCCAUCAUGUUGUGCUGGAUCAUGCUGUACUUAAACAUUGUUUCUCCAAGCUGAGGAUUGAACUGCUCCUUUAAUUUUGGAUCCAAAGAGAACAAGACUGAACAAAAGGUUAAUUCACUUCCAGCUUUACAGUCAGCGGUUAAAAAAAAAAAGCAAUCAGGCCAACAUCAAAGAAAUUUGAAGUCAUUAUGUCUAACAGGAUGACUCUUGUAUUCUUCAAAUGUUGAAUACCAACUUUUGUUGCUCUUUGAGGAUGUAAUAGUGACAGAAAAUGACCUUUCACUGCUGUUUUUUUUUUUUUUUUUUUUUUUUUUUAUUUGAACAAAAAUAACAUAACAUGACAUAAACCACCAAUAGACAGAACAGUAAUAAUCACAAAAACAAACAAACGAAGCUAAUUAAAAACAAUUAACACAAGCACACACCAAAAACAUCAUUACAACAUAAAACAUACAGUGCAUCAGCAAAUUAAAUAAAUAAUAAUAUAAUAAAGGGUAGGAGGAAAUAAAAUUAAAAAAAAAACAUCAAACAGUACACCAAGUUUUGCUUUCCAUUGUUUGUUUUUUUUUGUUUUGAGACUCUGCAGCGAUGCCUGCGCAGGCGGCUGUCGGCUCAUUUCCCGCCCGGCAGCUUCUCCACAUUAUUAUCAAACUAUUUCCCCUCUGUAAGCAUUACCCAUCACAGCGACUGUUUCCUGCAGCAGACCGCGUUAUCUGACUGUGUUCCUCUCCCACUGUAAAGCUCCAGCACCUGUUUAAAUGAGGCUGUCAGACGACUCCGUGUCCGUCAGCUAUUUUGUGAAAUCCAUUUCCUCCUCUUGUCACACCUCGUUUUAACCCCCCUCUUUUUCCUCUUUUGGUCCUGUCUCAUUUUUCAUUUUAUGUGUCACUUUGCAUAUCCUCUUACACCGCUGUGCUAUAUGUGGAGGCUUACAUCACUCUUUUAUGAGCGUGUGGUCGAUACAGCCCUCCUCUGCUGUGCAUCUGCUGUCUCCCUGACAAUAUAUUCUCAUUCAUUAAGUCAGUGAGUCUCCAAAUGCCACCCCCUGGAUGACUUAGACGUCUUCAUCUUUACCGUCUUUUUUUAUGUCGAUGAUUCUCAGCUUUGCACAAAGUCAAUAAAUGUCUACAUGAUUGUGUGUGUGUGUUUGUGUGUGUUGCAGUUAUGUGGAUUGCUAGAGUUGUUGCUCAGCCUUCUCCAAAGCAGCCCAGCCAAAGACCAGAUCUUCCUGCUCCUCUUUGAACCCGGUGCAGCCGACUCCUGCUACGCCCUCCUGCUCAAUAACAAGCACUCAGAUCGGCUACGAGAGCUUGUCUUCAAGGUGGGAAAACUAAUGAAUACAAAUGUGUUUUUAUGGUGUUCAAACAGAAACAGAAAAACAUUGUCUCUUUGUUUCCCCUCUCAGCUUUUUGAGCGAAUGCUACGCUGCGACCGCGUCUACGAGAGGAACAAGCAGCGUUUGCGGCUGAGGGAGGCGGGUUACGCCGGCCUGUCGCUGCUCUUCUCCGAACUUCACAUCACGCCCACUCUGAUUCGCUGUCUCCUUAACCAGGUCCUCCACACAGGUAUGUGACCUCCUUUCAUUAAAUUGAGUGUAUCAUUCUGCGUGGGCUGAUGCAUUUCAGUCGAUUUGUCAUUAACAGGGCUGUUUGUUUUGUUUCAGCAGUUCGAUUUUUACUCUCUGCUGCAGCCUGUGAAAUCAGAAACAGUUCAUUGAAUUGAUUAAAUCCAUUUUAGCGAAUCCUCAUGGAGCGUUGAAGCACUCCUGAAUGGAUUUACCAUAACUGAACUCCAUAUGUUAUCUUGGAAAGACAUUACAGGUGCUUGACAGGCUGCUUCCUGUCGUUAAAGAGUACAAAUCAAUGACAUGAAAGUGCAGAUUUAAUGCAAAAUGUUUCCAUUUGUCUUCAGACAACGUGGUGAACUACAAAGACCUGAUGUCUCUGGUGCAGCUCACUCACCGGGCCGGACCGAGCGUGCGCCUCAUCGUCUGCAAAAGGGUGAGGAAACACCUCUACUUAAACCUGCAGACACUCACACGAUUAAUUUUGUGUAUUGAUCGGCAGCAGACUCAGGAAACGACCGAAUGUUCCAGGGAUUGAUUGGAAUCGUCAGAAGCUUUCCACUUUCUGUACCCUCUCCAUCUUUGCUCCUGAGAGACUCAGCCUCUCUGGAAAGCUUGUUGCAAAUUCACUUAAUUAGUUUUGAGAUGUUCCUCCAAGUGUUUUUUUUUUUUUUUCCUUUAGCGGUUACACAACUUCUGUUUUAUUUUUUAUCUUUCGUUCAACUCUUUUUUUAACGGCAUCAAAUUAAAACUGAAAUUUGUCACGAAAUCAUCCAUUUUUUUGGCGUUGGGGUUGUCUUUGAGCAGCUUUGGUCGCAGUUCAACAGAAAAGCAAGUGGAAGUUUCAGUUCCCCACGUAACAAAUAAGCACACUUAAAAAGUGAGUUACGUCUCUGUGGAGCUGGAGGUUUGCGGUCUGUCGCCUUCAGCUCUUUGUGGCUUCUCCUUUGGAACAAAAACUUCCUUCAAGAUUUCCACUUCGAUAAUAUCACUGUUGUCGUCUGUAUUCCACUUAUUUGCCACUACAUUUGCCAAAACCACAUCCCUGCAACAGUGAGCGAUGCUGCUAAUAGGAAAUGCAGUCUUAAUUUCAGAAAAGAACAUGACAGAUUUUGUCCAAAGGGGGCGCCAGAAUCAACAAAGGAUAAAAACUCCCUACUGUGCCUUUAACUUCUUCUUAAACAAUGAGACAGCAGCUUAAAUUUUUGUCUCUAUCUCCUUCUUGACACUCAUAAUCUCAUAUUCGCAUGACUUGAGCUUCUUCCAGGAUGUUAUAAUCAAGAUAAAAUAAAUGAUCAAAGAAAAUCUCCUAAAAUAAACACAGUAUUUUGAUAAAGAAGUCAGCUAAUUGUGUUAAAUUGUAUCUUCCAGGUUGUUUUUCUCCUUUGAUGCUCCAGGUGUCAUGAAACUUUAAUCCCCUCCCUCCUCUGUCUUCAGGUGUACCAGCUGCUCCAGUCCCAACAGGAUGCUGCGGUCCAGAUUUCACGGCAGCAGUGUUGGCAGGACACUCUGAUGCGCCUCUACCUGCGCGGAGAAGGCUCUCUGCCGCUGAGGAGCGCCGACACCGCCAGCACCUGCAGCUUGGACUUGAAUCGACCAACAAGCGCCGGAAGCGCCAACCGGUUAGAGCUGCCGCUGGAGAGGAGGGGACGGGUGGGAAGCACAGGCCGCCUGGACCGCCUAGAAGACGACCGCCUCAGUAUAGGGGACACCCGUUCUGUGGACAGCAUGGAGAACGGGGAUGUCAUCUCGCUCCUGGACACGCCCUCGUCUUCUGCAUCCACGGAGCCGCAUCUACACAGCAAGCCUUGGGUGGUGGGGAAGUCAGGGGGCUUGACGUUGGAUCUGUCCCACCUUCAGGCCUACGAAGGAGGAGAGAGCGGCAGCCAAACGCCUGGCAGCAUGCCUAGCACGCCAUCACCGCUGGAGACCUCUAAGCCUUUCCCAGGGGGCUCCGGGGAUAGAGACCCUACCUCCUCUCUGACUGAAGACAGCUUUCUGUUCAGCGACAACAUCUCACUGGGGGAAUCCUUCAACAAUGCCGAGGUAGGUCAAGUGAUGCUUGUCGUUUCUCUUGUCCUGAUUGUGUAACCAGAGGCCCGUUCACUAAUGGGAUCACACAGAUGUUGCUGUUCUUGUCUUUGUGGUUUCGCUUUGUCUUCAUGAAAUAUGUAAGGUAUUCCAGGGAUAAUGCAUUAUCCUGAUGUCAGCAUUUAUUGCUCCUAAACUUGUGCGUGCUGCUCAGCGUUUAUGAGGCUCUCCCAGAUGUGUAAGCUACCCAUGCAGUAGCACUUAUCUACAUUUAUACCAUUAGGGCUGCUGGCUUUUGACUUCCUUUUUGCAGAAAAGGACAAGGUGUCCUUGAUUUACAAAAAGGAUGUCAAACUUUAAAUCUAUUUGAGCAUCAGGAAGAUGUUUUGAACUUUUACACUCUGAGUGCUGUACGCUUCUGCUUGGAAAAAUUAGCAGGUAUAGGGAAGAAUAAAAGGGGGUUGCAUUAUUGCCCCUCAUGAGUUCUGGCAGCAUUAACUUGGAAAACCAAACAGUAGCUGCGUUUACAUGGGCACACAUAAUCGGAAUAAAAAUGCGUCAUGUAAACAUGUCAGUUGGAAGAGUCUGAGCCAAUUCAGCGCAAUCGGAAAAAAUUGUAUUCAGAUCGAUUGGGGUUAGGGUUAGGGUUAUCGUUAUUCCAAGACUCGUCCAUUUAAACACUUCUUCCGAUCGUGACUCUCUAACCUGACUCAGUCUUCACUCUUUAUUUAUUGAGGUCAGUACAGGAGGUUUCAUUAUUAACACUCUCGCAUAAAACACAACAGCGGGUGCCGUGUCUGCUCCUCCGGUAACAUAACAAGGCGUACAUACAGCGUAAUGAUGUCACAUCUGCAAGUACAGCACAACCUUUGACAAAGCAGUAAUAUAAGUAAGCAAGGGUGCCAUCUCGUGACAGUAUUUAACAGGGGGGUCAUUCCAUGUCAAUUCAACCAAGAAUCUCCACUCACGUCACAGAUUUUGAUAAAAUUUGGUGGAGUGAUUGGCCUUCAGGAGAACCUGUCAGAUCUCAAAUAUUUUUGUUCAAAGCCAUCUAAUUAGUGAGAUAGGGGCUAACGAAUUUUUGGCUAAUUAGCAUGACAUGCGUUACAAAAGUGUUCAUAUCUGUGGAAGUAUGGCACCUAGAGAGCUGAUUCAGGUGUCAUUUUAAAGCUCUCAAGUUUUUGUUCAUAACAUUUUUUCCCAAAUUGGACCAGAAAAUAAUGAUAAAAGACCAAAAACUUAAAUUGGAAAUAGCAAAAAACGCGCGUCCUUCAAUUUUCUUCAUAUUUACACUAAAGAAAGACUAUCAUGUCCACUAGCAUCCCUUCAAGUUUCAAGAUGGGCAUUCCAUAACUUUUUGGGUAAUCAGUCUAAAUGUGUGGUACGUUAGGUCGAAAAUCGCCACAUUUGGCACAUUAUACAGUCCUGACCUCAACUGGAGUCAGCCCCACUUGCCUGCUUGUGUAAAAUAUUACUUCCUCAUAGUGCAAAAUGCUUCUUUGGAGUUUUUUUCAUUUGUAUGUUAUCCCAUAGUUAUAUGAAAAAUGGCUAGAAAAAUCUGUGACGUGAGUGGAGAUUCUUGGUUGAAUUGACAUGGAAUGACCCAGGGGGAAAACUGAAUUGGAUGAAGUGAGCAAAAGUCAAAAAUUUGACAACACAAGCGUCAAUACAACUCUUUUUCUUCUUGUUUUAGCAAAAUUCGACAACUCUGUGCAUUUCCAAACACUUCUGAUCGGAAUAAAACAUGGUGCACGUAUACACACACGUCAUGAUCGGAUCACUUGAUUUUGUGCCCAUAUAAACAGUGUAUUCAGAUUUUCUGACCCUUGAAAUAUUUAAUCAAAUCAAGAGAUUUUGCACGUGUAAACGUAGCUCAUGAUACCGACAUUCAUCAUCUUGAUUGUCAUGCAGUUAGACUCUGUGGUGCACUGAUGUGUUUUUAAUUGUUUUCACAGACAGUAAUUGUUCAGUUGUUGUUUGUUUCAUUGGAGAUGAACACCACCUAAAAUAAGAUUUUAAUUAAGCUCGCAGAGAAAAGCAGGUGGUGACAAACCCUCUACCAUAGCACACAUCCUCGAGUUUGCCUCCACACUCCUGAACAGCGAGUGCUUCCAACUCAGUGGGUGAAAUGUCACCGCCACCUCAGGGAGCACGGCGUUGACUUUCAUCUAAUGGACUCUUUUAGUCGUUUCACAGAGUUCCUGGAGGGCCGAGGUGGGAGAAGGACAGCUGGUCCCCUCCCGCAGCACGAGGCUGUCAAAUGUAGAAUAAAUGUUUCAUUUUUAAAAGAGCUACUUUGGGAUUGAAACGCAGCUUUUGAGAUUAGAGAGGGGGAUCAUACUUAAAGUCAGGCUGUCACAUGGCUUUGGGAGGAAUUAGAAAGAUUAAGUUCUGAAUUAAGGAAAAGCAUCCACACGUCGAGGACAUGCUUUAUCAUUUUUCUGUUAUCUACUCUUUCUGUUUUUGUGCUUCUGCUCUCAAACAUCAGCGCAACCUUGUUGAAUCUCAUCUCUUCUAAUAAUAACCCUCUCUGUUUUUGCUUCUCUUUCUCCGGUGUGUCGUCGCCCCCUAGCGGGCAGAAGAGGAGCUGUGCAACAUGCUGCAAGAGAUAAUACUCUGUGUGAUGUGGCGAGGAGUCGAAGGUUCGGAUGAUUCGGCGUGGCUGGAGCGCGGCCAGGUCUUCUCAGCUCUCACUAAACUGGGGACAGCGAAUGAGCUGCUGUUGCCUGUGGACCAAAUCAAACUAAGGUCAGGACUCUUUUUUUUUUUUAAUCCUCUCAGUACAGCACAGCUGAAAUCAUGUUGACUUCUAAAGGUCGGUCUUCCCUCUUUGUGUGUCAGUCUCAUGGAGCGCAUGUUGGAAUGGGCAGUGAGCGAUAACCGUGAGGCGUCUGCUGCCACGCUGCCGCAGCACACUGAGAACGCGGUGCGGCUGCUUCACAUGGUCCAGGACUUCCUGCAAGCAGAGGGUCUCAUCAACCCGGCUCUGUGGACAGAGAAGGUGUUGGAGGAGACGGUGACGCUGAUGGACAGCCUCAUGGUGUGGUACACAUCUGGCACCCAGUGGUUCCAGCUCUCCCAAGUGGGACUGAGGCUGCUGCUGGGCUUCAUGGCUCAGGAGGACCCAGAUGUGAGCUUUCCCUCUUAUCCAAUCCUGCAUUGUUUGGUUGAAAGGAAACACGAUAACAAGUAUGUUUCGUCUCAGGUUUGUGCAAUGGCCACCGCCAAGCUGAACGGCAUCCUUCAAACCAAGGAGGUCUCCAGCCAGGAUGAGGCCUGCUACCUGCUAGGCAAGGUGGAGGGCAUACUGCGGCGCUCCAUCCAGGAGCAAACCGAGGAGACGUACUCCUUCCUGGUUCCUCUGCUGCGAACGCUGCUCUCCAAAGUGCACCGGCUCCUCUACAUGGAGCUGCACCUCCCUCAGCUACCUGACACCAACGGCAGUCCGUCCUUCUUCGAGGACUUCCAGCUGUACUGUAACUCACCUGAGUGGCGCGUCUACCUCGACAAAUAUGUACGGGAGUCGAAAAUUUGUGUGUUUUUGAUCUUUUAGUUAAAAUCAAAAAUUUUCAAUCUUAUUCCUUAUCAAAUAUAUCAAACUUUUUUCGAAAUCAAGGUUGUAUAAACAAAAGUUUUCUUCCAUUUUGCCUUCAGAUUAUUCCGUACAUGAAGCAGUAUGAAAUUGAAACAUUCAGUCAGGGUCACGAGACCAUGGCUCUGUACUGGAAGGAGUGCUAUGAGGCCUUUAUGGUCAGCCUGCACAAGAGAGAGCGGGAGAGAGGGGAGAGCAAGAUUCGCUUCCAGGUGAGUUAAAGAAACACAUUCGAUGCAUGGAUCUCCUUCCCUGACAUCUUGAAGAUUUUUUGCACAGUAGUUCGGAAACCUCUUUUUUCACUCUGCUUUAAAUCAAAGUUUGACUCCCACUCUUUCUUCGUCUUCCAGGAGCAGUUUGUGGAGCCUUUCUCUCGCCGCAGCCGACAGGAGAACCUGCGCUACAACAGCAUGUUGAAGCAGCAGCACAGCCAGAACAGUGCCACCCUCAGGCAGUGGAAGGCAGCACGACGGGGUCUGGUGUGUGAGAGGGGGCCCUGGGCUGAAAGGUACAUCAGCUUCUCUCUUUUCUUUACUGGGCGGGUAUUGAAGCCAUCUUUACUUGAUGUGUUAUUCAAUCAAAUUAAAACAAUUUCAGCCCCAAAAAAGUUUAAAUUGAAAACAAGAAGAUCUGGAUUUUAACUGUGUUUCAUGACUUUUCCUUACAGGCACCAGGACGAGAUGCACUGGAGGGUGUCGAGUGCUGAAAACUUUUCCCGCAUGAGGCUGAAGCUGGUCCGGAAUUACAAUUUUGACCUGCACAGAGAAGCCAGCGGUCUGAGAGACAACCUUGGUGAGAGCGCAGAACCUCUGAGUGAACUUAAACUGAGCUUCUCUACACUUUUGUGAUUUGGUGGAUUUUCCCAUUUCACUUAAAUUCUUUAAUUUUUAAUUGAAAAAUUCCUAAUCCAAGUGGUUUUAUUGACCAAAAAUACUUCAACUCCUUCUCAAUAAGGGAUGUGAAGAUAAAGAGCAAGUAUGUGUACAGUACGAUAUGAUAUGAGGGACUCAUCCAGUCCACCAUUAAUACGCAGAUUAAAAAGGACUGACAUUGAAAAUCCUCUUAAAGCCAAACGUACAGGAUGUCUUCCUCUUCCAUUUACCUCAUGAGGAGGAUCAUCUUCUCUGCUCUGCUCUGCUCAGUGUGUUUUUUUUCUUACUCACAUCAUUUUCUUUCAUUUUUGAUGAGAUAAUAUUAGUCUGUAAUAUUUCUAAUGCAGCAGAUGUGAGAUUAAAGUUUUGUAAAGCUAAUCUUAAUCAGUCAUUAUUGUAACCAGGACAAAUUCAUCUACAGUUAUGCUUUAGGGGGUCUGUCAAAUAUUGAGUCUAGAGUCUAGAAACAGAUUUACUGCCAACACUUUUGAAUCAAAGCCUCCUUUUGUUUAAAAAAUUGUUAAAUAAUGAGUUUAGUUUGAAACAGAAGAGGAUAAAAUAGAGAUAUAUGCCCACUUAAUUAAUUUCACACACACAGAAAAAAGUAUUUAUCAGCAGCGGCGCAGUCUGAGAUCUCUUGGCAAAUAUCAGACAUAUGUGAUGAGAUCUUUCAGAGCUAUUUUAUCCCCUAAAACAUCUUUUUUAUACUUCAUUUACUUACUACUAUACUUCAUUUUUAUACUACUUUAUACAUCGGCUUUAUAACCAGCGAAAACCAGCUAAAACUUGAUAUUAUAAUCAUAAUGGAUCAAAUACCUAUAAGUGCAUUUUUCAAGAACAUAUUUCCUGUUGGGGAAACCUUUGAAAAUGCAUUUUGUCUUAAAGUCUUCCAGCAUUUUGAAAUAAAACUCUCACAUCCUUGUAUUUUAAACAAGUUACUGACCUUGCUGCUUGGAUUUGUCUGGCAGGAAACAGAUUGCUCGGACUCCGAUGGGUCUGGCAUCUUGCUGUGUGUUUAUCCUCUAAAGUUAGAUGUAUUUUUUCUAUUAAAGCAGGCCAGCAGGAGCUUUGGAGGUGUUAAAAUAACACUCUGCAUGUGUCAAAAUGAGUGAAAAAAACAUUUGAAGGAGAGGAGUUCGGAUGAGUGUUUCCUGAAGGUGAAAUGUCAGUAAAAUUGAUCUGUUUGUGUAGAUGUGUAUAUUUGUUUGUAAAUCUUUUCGUUCUGGAACAAAACAGAGGCUGUAUGAUGAGUUUGAAAGUUUAUAUCCGGUGUCAUGCGGUAUUAAGCACUCCACCGUCUCUGGAUGCCCCCUCGCAUUUUUUAAUCCUCUCCUGUCUCCCUGGCUUUGCACAGGCGUCCAUCAGCAGCGUGUAAACCCCGAGUCUCUGCUGCUGGAGGCUGUGAAGCAGGUCAAAGUCAGUGACCUGGAGGACGACAUCCUGGAGCUGCCAGAGGACGACCCCGCCGCUGCCAACAACCAGUCAGUCAACAACUACAGCAUCUGCAGAGCGACGUCAUCACAAAGAAAAUAUUAGUGCAAGAAUCACAGCCUGUUGUCAAUAUUUUGCAGGGUUGAAGCAGAGGAGGCGGGUCAGAAGGAGAAGCUGGUUCUGUGGGAGGACUGUGAGCUGGUGACGGUGGUGGACGUGGUGCCAGGCCGCCUGGAGCUCACCACCCAACACAUCUACUUCUAUGACAGCAGCCAGGAGAAGGAGGAAGGUGAGGAGGAGGAGGCAUGAUGACCUAAAAACACUUCAAAAAACUUCCACAUACACUAACUCUCCGCUUGUUCUCUAAAGGAGUGGGCCACGACUUCAAAUGGCCGCUGUCUCAGAUCAGAGAAGUCCACCUGCGGCGCUAUAAUCUCCGCCGCUCAGCUCUGGAGAUCUUCCUCAUCGACCAGACAAACUACUUCCUCAACUUCAAGAAGGAGACGAGGAACAAAGUCUACAGCCGCAUGCUGCUGCUGCGAUCCCUCAGCCUUUACGGGACCCGCUCACCGCAGGAGCUCCUCAAAGCCUCUGGACUCACACAGGUCAGGAUGGAGAACUUUGAGGCAAUAACACAAAUAAUCACACAUCAAACAGCCUCAACCAGUUCUUAUCUAUACAGACUAUUAUGCAGGAGUUAACUGAUUUCAUUGCCUUCAAGAGAGAAGUCAUGAUUUAAUCGUCAUCCUAUCUGUUAGCACACACACAGUUGGGAGUGGGCUAGUCCUAGGAUCGCAAACAAUGUAAUCUUGAAGAAUAGAUUUGAUCGGCUUUGUCUCCUCCUGAUGUAGUUUAGUUCACAAGGUGAUAAAAAGUUCCUCAGAAACUCACUUUUAAAAGUUGUUGCAUCCAAAAUAUCAGUCGGAUAUUUAAACUCCAAACACAUUUGUUUGGAUAACUUCAAAAAGUUAGGACACUUUUCAAAUCAAUGAUAGUGCAAGGACAGAGUACCAUGUGUUGAAACUGAAAAUAAUUAUAAUAAUGAUAAUAAUAAUAAUUAUACUACUAAUAAUAAUAUUAAUAAUAAAUUUUAUUUUUAGGCGCUUUUCAGGGCACUCAAAGACACCUUACAGAACAAUUAAAAGACAUAUCAGUAGAAAAGUAAAGUCAAUAAAAUACACAUAAACACAACCAAGUUUUAAAUAAAGAAGUAAGUCCAGACUCCGCCGCAGAACAUCAAAUGUUAGUCUGAGAAAAUGUUGUUGUGUUUAAGAAAAAAGGUCAAAACAGAGACGACAAAACGCUGAAAAAGUUUUGUAUUCCUAAAAAAAUACAAUACAAUUUUGUGAAAAAAAUGUUUGAGCCAACAGUUCGAGAAUUUCAAAAUAAUGUCCUUCAGUGAGUCUGAUUGAAUCCUACAAUACUCCCAGUGCUGGAUGGUAGCAAUCAAACUCUAUCUGAAAAAUAGGCAGGGCUCUGUAGUGGAAGUCUACGCAUUAAAGGGAUAUUCAGACGUAAAAUUAAUUUAGGGUCAAACACACUGUAACACCGAGUUAGACACCCCCUUGAGAGAUGAAUGUUGCCGACCGCUUGCUUCUCUAGUUAUACCAACUUUAGAAACGACCGUAUGAUAGCAAUACACAGCAGUCUGAGGAGCCAUAAAAGACCUCAACCAAAACGCCACUCUAUAGCCACAAAUAAUGCUCAGAACAGCACUUAACUUCAUCAACAGUACAUAUAGGGUCCUAGUCAUAGACUAGCCACCAAACCAAAGAGACUAAACACAACUCACCUACUCUCUUCCAGCAGCCGAUUGGCGAGACCUCAGGCCAGUCCAUUACGGACUGCAGCGGGGUGACUCAGCUCAAGGAAGAACAUUUAUGAUUGUUACUUUAUCAUUUCCUUGAAGUAAUAAUCACCAUAUUAAUACUUUUGCGCUGCAGACCCAGUAGUUCUUCUGCCUUAGCAUCUCGGUCUGAUUGCAUUUCCAUGAAGAAAUGGCUACAGAGUGGCGUUUUGGUUGAGGUUUGUUUAUGGCUCCUCAGACCGCUGUGUAUUCCUUUCCUGCAGUCGUUACUAAAGUUGGUAUAACUAGAGAAGCAAGCGGUUGGCAACAUUCAUCUCUGGAGGGGGUGUCUAACUCGAUGUUGUGGUGUGUUUGAAUCUAAAUUAAUUUUAUGCCAGAAUAUCCCUUUAAUACUAAACAACACAUACAGGUCUUGGAGCAACAUUUGCUGCCACUCAGACAAAGACCUUUUCAGGGGGAGAUCUUAUUUCGUCAAGACAAUGCAAAACCACAUGCUGCGUAAAUCUCAGCGGCACGGCUUAGUAUCAGAAGUGUUGCCUACCUGCAGUCCUGCCUCUUAAGAUUUGAGUUUUAUAGAGUUUCUGCUUUUAUUCCAGAAAUGGGUGAACAGGGAGAUCUCCAACUUUGACUACUUGAUGCAACUUAACACGAUCGCAGGGAGAACGUACAACAACUUGGCCCAGUAUCCUGUGGUAUGUACUGAACGCUCUGUUGAAAACUUUGAUUUCUGCGUUGUUUUUAGUACGUGAACUAACUAAGCAUGUCAACAGUUUCCUUGGAUCCUUGCCGAUUACACCUCAGAGGAACUGGACCUGUCAGAUCCUCGGGUAUUCAGGGACCUGUCCAAACCUGUGGCUGUUUUAAAUGAGCGCAAUGCAAAGGCUGUUAGAGAGAAGUAUGAUUUUUUUGUCCCUCAGUUACUGCCAUUAAUUAAAUCAUUGUUAUUUGUUAGGAAUAAAAAGGUAUAAAAACUGUUUGUUUAUCAGGUAUGAAAGUUUCGAGGACCCGACAGGCACCAUCGACAGGUUUCACUACGGCACCCACUACUCAAACGCUGCUGGUGUGAUGCACUACCUGAUCAGAGUGGAGCCCUUCACCUCCUUACACAUCCAGCUGCAAAGUGGACGGUAAGGCGGCUUCACCUCUCUCCUGUUAGUUCACAUUGGUGUAUGAAACUCAUCUGAACCCUCCCGCCUCAACUUAGGUUCGACUGUGCCGACCGGCAGUUCCACUCCAUCCCCGCAACAUGGCAGACCCUCAUGGACAAUCCCAAUGACGUCAAAGAGCUCAUACCGGAGUUCUUCUACUUCCCAGAAUUCCUCGAGAACCAAAACGGUGAAGAAACACACCUUUGACUUAACAUUUAAAUCUGACUUUUAACGUUUUUAAAGGGUGUGUUUUAUCCCUGCUGUCACACAGGCUUCGAUCUGGGUCGCCUGCAGAUCUCAAAGGAAAGGGUUGAUGAUGUUAUUCUGCCAAAAUGGGCCAAAUCUCCCGAGGACUUCAUCUACAAGCACCGCAAAGCCCUGGUGAGAGGCAGUUUAACCAUCCUUAUUGCACUGUUUGGUUCAAAACGCAGAGUCUAUGUCCGCUGACAAACUGGUGAACGUCUGAAAGCACCAUGUGUUACACCCACAAUUCAGCAUGGAGGUGGUAGUUCCAUGAUAUGGGGAUGUUAUGCAGGUGAUAGAGUAGAAGAUUUGUUUGAAGUAAAGGGUAUCAUGAAGACAGAACAGUACCACUCCAUCCUCCAGCACCAUGCUGCUCCAUUUGGACUCAGACUUGUGGGUCAUAAGUUUGUUUUGCAGCAAGACAAUGACCCUAAGCACACUGCCAAGUUCUAUCAGGGUUACCUAGACAAAAAAGAAGAGGAAGGUGUUCUUCAAAAGAUGAUUUGGCCCCCUCAGUCUCCAGACCUUUCUCCAACUGAGCUUGUGUGGGAUGAAUUGGAUCUUUUUAAUGAACUUAAGAAAGCUUUGAAUGCAAUCCCUGGAACAUACCUUAGAAAACUUGUGGAACGAGUGCCUGGUAUAUGCCAAGCUGUUGUUAAAGCCAGAGGAGGUUACUUUAAAGAAAGCAAAGUCUAAGCAACAAUAACUCAAAUACCUAAUAAUUACAGUCAAAAUGUCUUCUGAUAAGAUACUCUUUACACAAUAGUCAUGUUAAUUGUGUUGCAAAGUAUAUUAAUGGAACUAUGAUCUUUUUUUGUGCAAAUCUGAUCUUGCUUCCAAACUUUUGGCCUGUGGUGUAGUUCUGCAAGUUUAAGACAAUAUUGUGUCUUUUUAUUUGGAAACAGGAGUCAGAGUAUGUAUCAGCACACCUUCACGAGUGGAUCGAUCUGAUUUUCGGGUACAAGCAAAAGGGCCCUGCAGCAGUGGAGGCCCUCAACGUCUUCUACUACUGCACAUAUGAAGGUAAAACACUCACAACAGCUUCACGUUACGUCAUGAUUAGUUUCCUAAAACGCGCAAGACUCAAUCCCUGUGUGGCAGGAAAAACUGAAAGGGCUUUUGUUUGGUAACACAGGAGCCGUGGACCUUGAUGCAAUCACUGAUGAAAAGGAGCGUAAAGCCCUGGAGGGCAUGAUCAGCAACUUCGGACAGACGCCGUGCCAGUUACUGAAGGUGCAGAUGACUUAAUUUAAGGUAAUGAUGAUCUGUCUCUGUAUAGAUAGAUCAAAUUAAGACUUUUCUAUGUGUGGAUACAGGAGCCCCACCCUGUGCGUCUGUCUCAAGAGGAGGUGGAGAAGAGGAAAGCUCAGCUGGACUCGUGUCCCCUUAACAUGUUUGAGCACCUCAGCGACCUCAAGUCCUUCUUUGUCGAGGUUUGAUCUCCUACUUUCCAGUUGAUUUGAAGUUUUAACAAAUCAAAUCAAGCUUAGAGAUGUUAUUUUCUGAUUGUUUUGCAGGGCAUCAGUGACAAUGUGCCGCUUGUGAAGGCCGUGGUGCCAAAGAAUCAGUCACAUUCCUUCAUUACCCAGGGGAGCCCCGACACCAUGGUGAGCCCUGACAAAAUAACCAUCAGAGAGUUUAAUUCAACCGCCUGAUUUAACGUCUGUUUCUGCAUCGUGUGCAGGUGACGGUUAGUAAGAACUGCCUGGUUGGGACCCACGGGUGGCUGCCUUACAACAAGAACAUCUCUAACUACUUCACCUUCAUAAAGGACCCCACUGUGUCUAAUUCCAAGUGAGAAAAAACCCCACAGAGCAGACCAGAAAACACCAAUAAUAUUCCAAGACAGUCCUGUAAAUGAUCCCUUUUCUCCCAGGACCCAGCGUUUUCUGUCAGGACCCUUCGCCCCCGGCGUAGAGGUCACAGCCGGGUUGUUCGUCGUCUCCCACGACGGCAAGUUGCUCUUCAGCGGCGGUCACUGGGACAACAGCCUGAGGGUCACCUCGCUGGUUAAGGGCAAGACUGUGGGACAGCACAUUCGACACAUGGGUAAAAAAAAAAAGAAAAAAAAAAAAGCAUUUUUACAAAUUCUGGAUCUUUGGAGCUGUUACAGUGUUUGACCACCAGGUGGCUGCUGAGUUCAAGCUGAAUUUGCGAUAACAGAAGUCUGAAUCUGUUUUUUUUUGCGGUUGUGUGGUAAUUUGUGUGUUUUCCUUCACCUCUCUUCCAGACAUCGUCACCUGCUUGUCCACAGACCACUGCGGCAUUCACCUGAUUUCCGGCUCCAGAGACACGACCUGCAUGGUGUGGCAGGUUCUGCAGCAGGUAACGACAAACGAAUCAGUGAUUUACAACGCCUUUAAACCUAUCUGACCAAUCAGAAUCAGAUAAUCCAUCAUUUUUGUCAUCCUUGUGUGUCCUCAGGGAGGAGCUCCUGUGGGUCUUUAUCCCAAACCGGUUCAAGUGCUCUACGGUCACACGGAUGAGGUCGUCAGCGUCAGCAUCAGCACUGAGCUGGACAUGGCUGUGUCUGGAUCACGGGUAAGAACACGUACAACCACGCGCUUCUGUCAGUGUGUUUGCUAUUUGACGAGUUAGGUCCAAAUAUUAGGUACAGUUGAUGAUUCAUUUGUGUGUGUUUGCCGCAGGAUGGGACGGUGAUCAUCCACACGGUGCGGCGGGGUCAGUACAUGCGUUGCCUGCGACCUCCGUGCGACAGCUCCCUCCCGCUCUCCAUCCUCCACCUCGCCGUAUCCUGGGAGGGUCACCUGCUGGUCCACACCUGCGUAGAAGGCAAAGCGACACUGAAGGUACACAAGCUUGGUCGUGUGGCAACGGUGGAGGAGGCUUCAAGAGUGCAGGGGAGGUUAAACGAGAGAGUAGAAAUGAAGCAAAUUCGAUGGAGUUAAUGGUUUUUAAAUCAGUAGGACGGUGUCAAGCCUCCUCUCUUUCAAUCGUCUCGAACACACGUGGAAAUUUGCGAAACUUACAAAUCAAAAACACAAGGUCUCCUCCCGGUGGGACAUGUCUGGAACACCUCGAACAUGUGGAGGCGUCCAGAAGCCUUCUUAACCAGACGCCCGAGCCACCUCAGCUGACUCCUCUCGACGUGGAGGAGCAGCGGGAGGAGACCUCGUGGCCGGCCCAGGACCAAGUGGAGGGAUUAUAUCUCUCGCCUGGCCUGGGAGCGCCUGGGAAUCCCCCCGGAGGAGCUGGUGGAAGUGGCCGGAGUGAAGGCCGUCUGGGCUUCCCUCCUGAAGCUGCUGCCCUCGCGACCCGGGGAAGAAAACGACAACGACAAAUCAAAAGCUAAUAAAUCAAACUAGAUUCGCACAAAUCUAACUCCAGGAUGUUUUCUCUCUCUCCUCAGGAUAAAAACGCUCUCCAUCUUUAUUCUGUGAAUGGGAAACGCCUCUGCAGUGAGCCUCUGAAGGAGCAGGUGACCGACAUGUGUGUUUCAGGAGAAUACGUGGUCAUCGGCAGCGAGCAGGGUUACCUAUCCAUACGAGACCUCUACAGGUAAAGGCUCACGUUUCAUUUAAAGCUAAAAAAAACUCGCACAUUUUGUUCUUUUCGUUGCAAUAAAUAUGACGGUUAACUUUUUUUCCGCUAUGCAGUCUGUCGUUGAGUGCAGAGCCGAUGGCCAUGCGCGUCCCGGUGCGUUGCGUCUCCGUCACCAAAGAGCAGAGCCACGUCCUGGUGGGCCUCGAGGACGGCAAGCUGAUCAUCAUCGGCGUGGGCAAGCCGGCGGAGGUAAAGAACUCGCUGAGGAACUACAUCGCUCAGAGCCUGGAGGGAUCGCCGCUCAUGGCCUCCCCUCUGCUGGCCCCGCUCAGAGCCCGCUCGCCAACGCGCCUGCUGCACCAGCGCGACCAGCUGGUGUUCACUCCUUCCUCCAACACCCUCAAACCCUAGCAGCUCCACCCCCCACCCUCCCUAUGCUUACACCACUGUACACAUCCAACAUAGAUAAACCUGCUCCACACGUCACCGGCGUUGCAAAACUCAAACUCGACGCCCUCAGCGACCUUUUGAAUCACCUCUCCGUCUCAGGGAUGGUUGUCACCCGCAGCCACGCCACCUGAAACACACACACACACACACACACAUUUAAAACCACAGCCACUCAGAUGUAACACAUUCCUUCGGCACGUAGCUGAGCAGACAACUGUGAUCAGAAAACGACUCAUGUGCUUACCUCAUUCUGUAUUCAAGAUUUUGGCGCCGGUGCAAUAUUUGACUUGAUUUGGCCAUCGACCCGGGAGAAACUCCAUCCCAUGCUGUUUACCUAAAGUGUCAUUACGUUACAUGUCUGAGUGUACUCCACAAAUAUAACAAAUAUGCUGUGAAACUUAUUAACGCUUCUGCAAACCAAGCCAUACUAACGAUGUAGCUACAAUCUUCAAAUGCAAACGAUCCGCCUAGCGCCAAGUUAGACUCAAGUGUUUUAUAAUGUAAAUAAAGAGUUAGAGUAGAUGUCAGAGGCUGAUACAGGUAGUCCUCCCUCUGAUUUGUUUGAAUCACCGCUCUUCCUCUUUUUGUUUACUCCUUAGAUUGAAUGAAUCACGCUUGAUUACUUUCUUAAAUCCAGUCAAUCAAGCUGCAGUGAACCAAUCACUCAUGAAUCAUAUCCCCUCCUCCUUUUUUUUCUCCCGUUUCCUUUCACUUCACGCUUUUCUUUCUCCCUCUCCUCCUCCUCCUUUUCCUCUUCCUCUCCCUCCACUCUUCCCAGAUGCGUUCGGGCCAGAUCACGCGGAAGCUGUGGGGCUCCAGGAGGACCCAUAUCUCCUCGGGGGAGACAGAAUACAACACCUAGUGCCGCCCACCCGCCGCCACAGACCCCGCCUACCCCGCUUCCCCUCGCCCCUCCUUUUCCAACGCACAUCCCACAUUCCUCUCACCCUGUCCUCCCUCAUACCUGUCGAUCACCAAACAGGUUCUGUUUGUUCUGUUUAAUGAAUGUGCUCUCCUGGUUUUGUGGUGCUUGAAACUUUGAGCAGUACAAAAUCUGUUUGUCGUGUUAUUUUUUGUGUGUGUGUUCACGCUUUGGGUUGACCAAACGGCGCCGGCGCUGUGGUUCGGAUUCAUAAGCAGCACCACACCACAACACAACCAAGCAUCUGAUUAGCAUUAAUUCGACAGAAUCUGUCAGCUAACUGCUCUCCAUCGUGUCUCUGCGUCUGUUUGUGUCCGUCACUCUGAUUUCAAGUGGCCUUUUUUUGUCCCUCCUUAGUUUGCCUUUGACGCAGACAGGCGGGCCCGCGCUCUGAAGGCGGAUCCUUUUCAUGGUCGCCUCAAAGCUGCCCACACAGCAGCCUUAUGCAGUAAGACAGCUCCAUCGCUCACAAGACCAAACUCUCUGCCUUUCCUAUGCGUUUUAUAUGUGUAUAUACCUGUGUGAGUGUGCGUGUGUGUGUUUGUUUUUUUACCAUGGAUCUCCUUCUGUGUUUCCUCGUUUUGUUUUUUUUAAGGAUAUAUGCAUGUGCCAAUGAAGUUGGCAUCUGUUCGGCAUGGCAUUUAUAGUCGGUGAUGAGGUUAGGUAGCAGACACAGUGAUUGGGAACAUGGAUACACUUGGAUGCAGAUGUCUUGUUUUGUUCUAGAAACAUCUUACACACAUUUAGAAACAGUAUCCGUGGUGUUUGUCUUUUAUGGAGCCUCUGAAUUCCCAUUGGUGAUCAUUUAAGUCUUAUUAAUGACCCCACAGGGAAAAAGUUGCCUUGUGUGUAAAAGUCCUAAUCUUGUGCACAAGAUGCAGUCUUGCACAGACAGGUUAACUAUCUUGUGCGUUAAGGUUUUAAUCAAUUCCCUGUGCACACAAGUUACUGUCUUGUUUCAGCCUUUCAAAAGCAGUGUUUGUCGUGCAAAUUUAGUCCACUUUUCCUCGGUUAGGACGCUUUUUAUCCGCGCAGUAGCCCCAUUUUUGAGGAAAUGGCGAAUUUACCUUGUGACGGAGCAGCACCACAUGAAUUAAUGGCGUUUAGGAGCCAACAGUGUAUGCAUUCCCGGACUGUAAGUUAUUAACAUAUGAGUAUGAGAUAAUCACCUUUGCAGGACUUUAGUUUAUGUUGAGUUAUAUAAAGAGUUUAUCACAUCAGUUAUUAACUUGUGCGUGCAAGAUAAAGUGGGACUCCAGGGGCUCCAUAACCUUCAAUGUUUAUUAAGUUAUAUGAAGACACUACAGGAAGAACGCUACACUCUCAAAGUCAAGACGCUUCCAUGACAGUAAAAUAGUUCAAAGUUACUUGAAAGGAUGUUUAUUUAUAAGUCAAAGUAGCAGUUUUUUUGAAUCACAUUUAGUUUGAUUUCUGAUGCUAGUAUGGUUUAUGUAAAUCUCCGAUGAUUGUUCAGACGGCUGUAAAAGAUGAAUUCCUCAAGGGCUUUUUGAGAUGUCAGUGUUAUCAGCAAUACAGCUCCCUCGCCGGGCGGCUGUUGAUGCUUUCUUGCUGUUUUUUUUUUUUCUCUUCUCUGUAAGCCAUGCCUCUAUCUCUCGUCUUCCUACAGUGAAACUACCCAAACUCCCAUUCUUCCUCGCCAAAAAAUACCGCAGUUAGCGUUCAUCUGCAUCGUUCUGUGUUUUUUUUACAUCUCAUUCCUGCUCAUCCUGAAGUGACUGAUUUUAGAGACGUUAAAACGGUUCACAUGUCUCGUUUGUUUGUACAUGUUGUAUGAAUGGAAAUCUGUGAUAUCAGACUCACACACAAAGAAGCCACAGUACAAAGCUCCUGUGGAUUAGACUGUGUGGUUUAUAUUUUUGCACCAUACCUGUUCGUGUGAGUGUAUUCAAGUGUGUGUGAGGACAUGCCGAUGAUGCGUGUUUAUUUUUUUAUCGCCAAAUCCUUGAUUUCAUCGUCCAUGUUUCUGUGAACCGAAGUCACGUGUUCGGGGGGGGGGUUACCCUCCUUUUUUUCUAACGUGCUGUUGUAAUUAGUUCUUAUUUAAAUGUCACGGACAAGAAGAGUGCAAAGACCAACCUGUGUCCUUCUUUUAAGAGAUUUCUGUAAAAGGUGCAGCUUUCAAUGCAGCUUUUUUUCUUUCAUUCAUCCUCAUUUGUCGUCCAGACAAAAAGACCACUGUUUGAAUUUGCAUCAAACGGAGUGCCUUUAUCCCAGUGUGUGAUUAACGUAGAGCUAGUUUCUCUCAUUGCUGAAGCUUAACACCCCUGACUUUACGGAGAAAAAAAAGAGUAAACGCAGCAUUCCAGAAGUUAAACCUCCUCCAGCCAAGAGGACUAUACAGUAGGACUUGAGAGCAAAAUGACAAAGUACUAUUUUGUGUCUUAGCAACAUUCUCUGUGACUGUCAUCAAAUGGAUGUGUGUAUAUCUGUGAUUAUUUAUGAAUACAGUAUAUAAUGUACAGCAUGAUUUUUAUUUCUGCGUAUUUGAAAUGUACUUUUGCACUUUCCAGGUACUAAAUUGUAACAAAUUGUUUUAACUUGGCUCCCUAAUCUGUACAAACUGCUUUGUAUACACAAGUGGAAAAUGAUCAUUAAAGUCUUGUCUAAAUUUAA